CAGUAACAAUGUGUGCACAGAGCAGUUUGCUGGCUAUUCUCCUAUGGCUGCAAGUCACUGACAGCUCAGGUAAGUGAUUCACCUCCUGUUACAUUGUGUUAAUAAUUCUACUUACCUGCAAUCCUGUAUGAUACCGAGCACAGAGGGGCAGCCAGGCUAGCCGGGGUGGGUGAGAUUAAUGGGAGUUUAAACUUUAGAACAUUUAUAUCUGUUGCUGGAAUGAUGUAAUUACAUUCCAACAUUCUGAAAGAGCUGACACUGAGGAUUUAUUUACUAAAGAGCGAUCUGUGCAGAAUGUAAGAGAUUAACCCUUUGUGUGCUGCUGGUAUAACUGGCUCCCUCACCCAUGGUUUCAGGGUUCAGGGAGGUAGGUGGCAGAAUGCCCAUCACUCACUCUAACUGCUGCCAUGCCGCUACUGGGAUAAUAAAGGGUCACUACAGGUGGAACAAUGUAUCAGAGAAAACAUCAGUCAGCGAUUUAAACCUUUACAAAACAGUUUGACUUUGCACCAUAACCACUACAGUGUGCUCUACUAGUUCUUCCGCUUGGAGUGUUCCUUUAAAUGUACUCAUUGUUUUAAUGUCCACAGAUCGUAUGCAUUAUAAAAGAAUGCAACAUUAUAGCCUUUAGUGUUUUUUAAUUGAUUUAGGAGUUAUUAACCCCUUAAGGACCGGACUGUUUUUGCGAUGUUGUACAUUUGCGACAAGGAAUAUUUUUACACUUUUCUGGUGUUUGUGUUUAGCUGUAAUUUUCCGCUCUCUCGUUUACUGUUCCCAUACAAAUUAUAUAUUGGUUUUUUUCAGGACAAAAGGGGCUUUCUUUACAUACCAUUAUUUAUAUAAUCUCAUGUAUUUUAAUUUAAAAAAAAAAAAUGAUGAAAAAUUGAAAAAAAUACAUGUUUUUUGACUUUUACUUGAAAAAUCUUUUACUCAUCUACAAAAGCGAAUGGGGAAAAAAACAGCUAAAUAGAUUCAAAAUUUUGUCCUGAGUUUAAAAAUGUUUACGUGCUUUUUUUGCUUUUUUUUGCAAAUUAUAGGGCUAUAGGUACAAGUAGGAUAUGGCGGUUUCAAAACAAACAUUUUUAAAAUGUAUCAAUAGUGACAUUGUAACACUAUUAUCUGUCAUAAAUCUCUGGAAAACACUCCACAUGUAUAUAUAUAUUUUUUAAAGUAGACAACCCAUCUAAGGAUAUUUUGACACUUUCUAUGCAGCCAUUUUACGACAAGUCUUUGCCAAACUUUGCAUAGGUAGUUGUUUUUUGUUGUUGUUUUUUUUCACAUACAUUGCAAUUCAGGUAUAAACUUACAGAUCCUGUUAUGUCUUGCUGCCAAAAAACACACUAAUAUAUGUUCAGCAAUAUCUCCCGAGUACAGUGAUACCACCCAUGCAUAGGCUUGUCGGAUUGUUUGGGGGCUAAAAGGCCACAUUUGGCAGGUGCGCAUAUCCAUUUUUCAACUUGGAAUUUUGACAUGUAGUCAACCUGCGCACAUGUCCUAUUUGGGACAUUUGUAAGGCCGGCCAAUGUAUUUUACCCCCACCAAACCAUAUAUUUUUGGAAAGUAGACACCCUAGGGUAUUUCAAAUGGAGUUUUUUUUUUUAACACUUUCCAGGCACUAAUUCUACCACCAGACUUUGUCAAACAUUUAGGUAGUCAUUUUUUGUGGUUUUUUUUUUUUUCCACACACAUUGUACUUUAGGCAUGAAUUAACAAAUCGUGUUAUGUGUCACUGCCAAACAACACCCCAAUAUGUGUUCAGCAACAUCUCCUGAGUACAGUGAUACCACCCAUGCAUAGGCUUGUCGGAUUGUUUGGGGGCUAAAAGGCCACAUUUGGCAGGUGCACAUAUCCAUUUUUCAACUUGGAAUUUUGACAUGUAGUAAACCAGCGCCCCUGUCCUAUUUGGGCCAAUGUAUUUUACCCCCAUCAAACCAUAUAUUUUUGAAAAGUAGACAACUCAGGGUAUUUUAAAUGGUGGUAGUUUAAUACUUUUCAUGCAAUAAUUCUACCACCAGCCUUUGGCAAACUUUUGGGUAGUAAUUUUCUUCAUGUUUUUUUACACAUACAUUGUACUUUAGGCAUGAAUUAACAGAUCCUGUUAUGUAUCACUGCCAAACAACACCCCAAUAUGUGUUCAGCAACAUCUCCUGAGUACAGUGACAUCACCCAUGCAUAGGUUUGCUGGGUUGUUUGGGGGCUAAAAGGCCACAAUCAAGACUUGUACAUAUCAGUUUUUCAACUUGAUAUAUAGGUAUGCUUGGCCUAUCUUCAGUUUGGCAUAUUUUUGCAUCCCCCACCCGUUAAUGUUAACAUCAUGAAAGUUUAUAUUUUUAUAAAGUAUACAUUCCAGAGUAUUGUAUAUGAGGUGUUUUCACAUCCUUCCCCCAACCAUUGUGCUAAACAAAUUUCAGAGAACGUGCAUGGUGGUAAUUUUUGAAUUCUGCUUUUUAUGCACACAUCAUCUGGUUUUGGCCAGCCAUUUAUGUUACUACCAUAAAAUUUUUUUAACCAAAUGUGCAUGUAUCAAAUGCACCUUUAGCAGCAUUCUCUAAACUAACUCCUGCAAAAAGAAUCUAAUUGGAGAUUUGGGGGGAAGGAAACUGACUGACUAAAAUUUGCUGCUUUCAAAAGAAAAAAAAAACAGUGCAAAGGGGUGUCUGUCCUUUUCCCUUUUUUAUAACAGACCCAGCAACAUUUCAGGGGAUUUGUUUUUUUUUGUUUUUUGCAGUUGGCGGUAUCUUAAAAAUAAAAUGUCUGGACUCCUUUGGCACCGUUGUUGGAACUUGACCAUCUCCAUAAAUUAUUGUGGAAAUCAGCUUGAACUAAAAUUGGAGAAAGGUGGUUCUUUCUGGAUUCAUUUUUUUUUAAAGAGUAAAAAUUAAUUAUGUGUUGCUACUUGCAUCAGGUAGAUAGCCACCUUUUUAUACCAGGCUUUUGUCUUUCUUAAGAUAAGAUAUGGCUGCAUGAGCUGAUCAGCCAAAUCAACACCCCCAUGUGCAUUUUAUAAGCCCUGAUGCAAACAGGUUUGGUCUGUACUCUGCCUCGGACAGUGACGUCUGACAUGCUUUCGUCAUGGAUGGUGGUUAGUAUAUUAACAUCCUUCCUGUCCUUACAUUUUAUUGCAAGCACUUUAGCUUUGUGCAGACCUUUACAUUCACUUUUUUUUUUUAUUUGGCCUCUAUAAAAAGUCUGGGGAAAUCCUUGGCAUAUUUUCUCACACUGCCACAGGCCAGUAUCUAGAAACCCUAAAGAGUUUGAAACAAACGGACAAUGCUAUAAAAAUUGUCCACAUAAAGGUGGUAACCCUUAUUGAACAAGGGGAUCAGUAAGUCAAAAACAAGUUUCCCGCUUGUCCCCAGAGAGUCAGUACAGCCAGGAGGGUCCAGUUGACCAUCUUUCCCCUCAUAUAUACGAAAGGCAAAUGUAUAGCCACUUUCGCUCUCGCACAGUUUGUAGAAUUUUACGCCAUACCUAAAGCGCUUUGAGAGGAUGUAUUGUUUGAAUCCUAAUCUCCCUUUAUAUUUCAUUAACGAUUCAUCAAUAGAUACAUUUUUUUGAGGAGUAUAAACUUCAGUAAAUUUGUGCUGCAGAUGGUCUACCAGUGGGUGUAUUUUAUGAAGCCUAUCAUAUUGGGUGUGAUCUCUGGGGUGACAGAGGGUAUUGUCAUUGAAAUGUAAGUAUCUCAGCAGCAGCUCAAAUCUUGUUCUAGACAUGGUUUGAGAGUACACUGGACUAGAACAGAUUGGGUUGGUGCUCCAGUAAGAGCAAAUUGAUGGCUUCUUUAUAAUCCCCAUGAGAAUUGUAAGAGCCCAGAAUGUUUUAAGUUCAUGGACAUCUGUGGGAUGCCAAGCAUGCUCCCUGACUGUAUAGCUACCUGGAUUGGUCUCAAUAAAUUGGCUAGCGUAUAAAUUAGUCUGGGAAGCAAUCUCCUCCCAGAUGGUAUCCCCUAAAAAUAACUCCAUAUAUUGUAUAGGGGAGAAGUCAACCACAUUCACAUUAAUGCCUGCGUUGGCACUAAAAGGGGGGAUGUUGGGCUCAGCUAACUGUGGAGGUACCCAGUCCUCCUCCACAUUCAGCGUAGCAGGGGAAGCACAGCUUCUUUUAGCAGCUGGCUCACACACAGAUGACAUGUCACUAGACGUGCCGCUAAACUGACCUGGGUCAAAAUCGGACGCAGUGUCAGUGGCGUCAGAGUCUGACGCCAAGAAGGCAUAUGCCUCCUCCAAGCUGUACAUGCGCUGCAUGUUUCACACUAACAGACUAAACUAACAAAAUACUAAACACAAUAUUUUUUUAUUUUUUUUAUUAACACUAAAACAGACUAAAACAGACUAAAACAGUAAUCCCUAAACUAACUCCUGUUAGAAGAAUCUAAUGGAGAUUUGGGGGAAGGAAACUGACAGACUACGACAGACUACGACAGUCUAAGACACAGAUUUUUUAAAAUAAAGUUAACCAUUAAGGGCAAAAAAAAAAUACAGACUGUACAAAUGCACUGUCUGUAACAGAUCUGGCAGGGAAGGGGUUAAAAUUGUAUUUUUAUUCACUGCAGAUACUUUUUACAACUCUCUGGAACAGCUGCUGCAACAAACUAUCACGAUCUCUGUCUCUCUCCUCUCACAAAACGCCACAGAGGGGAGAGAGGCAGAGAUCAGUGUCAAAGUGAGUGUUUGUAACACCCACUUUGACACCAGCCAAUUGUGAGCUCACAGCCGUAAUUGGCUGUUACUAUCUGCCUGGGAUGCCAGGCAGAUAGUAACAACGGGAUUUCGGCGGAAGCGAUCUCUGAUCGCUCCCGCCGCCCGUUUUCCGUUAGGAUGGUUCAGGACCGUCCUCGGUCGGCAACGCAAAAAUGCCGAGGACAGUCCUGAACCGUCAUGCGUCAUGAAGGGGUUAAAUUAAUGCUCACUCCAGCUAGUGCAGUCACUGCUGCUGUGGGAUCGUAGCCCCUCCUUCCCUCCAUUGCUGUAUUGUCGGCAUCAGUGACACAUAUCACUGCAAGUCCAGUUCUCCUAUAGCAAGCGCAAGGUGUAAUCAUCACUACUGAUAUGAACCUCCGGAUCUCCCCCCUCCAUUUCUGCUAACUCAAUGUAUGUAAGAUGACAGGUACACUUUAAAGGAGCAUGGGGUUUGAAUGUUGCAUUAUUCAAUGAUACUGAUACAUUAUUCAAUAUUAUUCAUUAUUCAAGUUCAAUUUAAAGAUUGAGAUACAAUUAUUUAACCCCUUAAGGACUGGACUGUUUUUGCGAUGUUGUACAUUUGCGACCAGGCAUAUUUUUACACUUUUGUGGUGUUUGUGUUUGGCUGGAAUUUUCCGCUCUCUCAUUUACUGUUCCCAUACAAAUUAUAUAUUGUUUUUUUCAGGACAAAAGGGGCUUUCUUUACAUACCAUUAUUUAUAUAAUCUCAUGUAUUUUAAUUUUAAAAAAAUAAAAAAAUAUGAUGAAAAAUUUAAAAAAAUACAUGUUUUUUGACUUUUACUUGAAAAAUCUUUUACUCAUCUACAAAAGCGAAUUAAAAAAACUGCUAAAUAGAUUCAAACUUUUGUCCUGAGUUUAAAAAUACCCCGUGUUUACAUGCUUUUUUUUGCAUGUUAUAGGGCUAUAGGUACAAGUAGAAUAUUGCGGUUUCAAAACAUAAAUUUUUUAAAUUUAUCAAUAGUGACAUUGUAAGACUAUUAUCUGUCAUAAAUCUCUGAAUAACACCCCACAUGUACAUAUUUUUUUUAAAGUAGACAACCCAGGGUAUUCAAUAUGGGGUAUGUCCAGUCUUUUUUAGUAGCCACUUAGUCGAAAACACUGGCCAAAGUAAGAAUUCAUAUUUGUUUGUGUGUGAAAAAAGUAAAAAAACUAAAUUGAACGCUAAUUUUGGCCAGUGUUUGUGACCAAGUGGUUACUAAAAAAGACUGGACAUACCCCAUUUGCAAUACCUUUUCAAUGUAAAAAUAUUUGACCCAUAUAUUUGACCUUGUAACUUUCAAAAAUACUAUAAAACCUGUACAUGGGGGGUACUGUUUUACUCAGGAGACUUUGCUGAACACAAAUAUUAGUGUUUAAAAACUGGAAAACGUAUCACAACAAUUAUAUCAUCAGUAAAAGUGCUGUUUGUGUGUGAAAAAUGCAAAAAAAGUCACUUUCACUGACAAUAUCAUCGCUGUGAUAUGUUUUACUGUUUUGAAUCACUAAUAUUUGUGUUCAGCGAAGUCUCCCGAGUAAAACAGUACCCCCCAUGUACAGGUUUUAGGGUGUCGUAGAACGUUACAGGGUAAAAUACAGUGCUAGCAAAUUCAAUUCUCUGGAAUUUCGGCCUGGGUUGGCAGGCAGGUCCCUUAAAUUGCAAUCAAUAAAAUUACUGAAUUAUGUAAAACUAUUACAUAAAUACGCACGUAGAAUUUAAAUAUAUAUGCAUAUUUAUAUAUUUGAAGUCUACGUGUAUAUUUAUAUAAUUAUUUAUGUAAUUUUGUAUAUGGACAUAUGUAUAUUUCUUAUUAUUUUUAUUUAUUUUUAUAUACAUAGAUAUAUAUAUACAAAUUCAUUCUAAGUGUAUUUUGAUAUAAAAAUAUAUAUAUUAAUUUUAAAAUACAGUUAGAAUAAAAUUUCAUAUAGAUAUAUAAUUUUUUGUAAUUUUAUUAUUGUUUAAAAAAUUUUUUAUUUAAUUUAAAUUACUUAUUAUUUAUAUUUUAUAAUAAUAUAUAUAUAUAUACAAUAUAUAUAGUUAUUAUAUAUAUUAUAUAUAUAUACGUGUGUAAUUUAAUUAUAAGUGUAUUUUUAUAUUAAUAUCAGUACAUAUUAAUAUAAAAAUACACUUAGUAUGGCAUUAUAUAGAUGAUAUAUAGACAUAUAUUAUAUAGAUAUAUUAUAUGUCUAUAUAUCAUAUAUACACCUAUAUAAUUAUUUUUUUUUUUUAUUACCAUUAACUUUAUUUUUAUUUUUGAUUUUACACAUGCAGGGAGACUGCCUGUCAGCACAGACAGUCCCCCUGCAGGCAGCACUAUGGACACCUAUUGUGACCAUGUGAUCGCUGUGUUAAGCGAUCACAUGGCCACAGGGGUCCUAAAUCAGUGUGGGGAGACUGUCUGGGCUGCAGGCAGUCUCCCCACAACCGGAAGAACACUGAUCGCCGCCGGGGGAACGACGGCGAUCAGGUAAGUACCCCCAGACCGUUAGGACGGUUCAGGACCGUCAUCGGUCCUCAAGGCAAAAAUGCCGAUGACGGUCCUGAACCGUCCUCGGUCGCUAAGGGGUUAAGGUUAAUUACAUCUGUUUGAAAGUGAAACCAGUUUUUUUUUCAUGCAGGCUCUGUCAAUCAUAGCCAGGGGAGGUGUGGCUAGGGCUGCAUAAACAGAAACAAAGUGAUUUAACUCCUAAAUGACAGUGAAUUGAGCGGUGAAAUUGCAGGGGGAUGAUCUAUACACUAAAACUGCUUUAUUUAGCUAAAGUAAUUUAGGUGACUAUAGUGGCAAUAGUGAUAGGAUGUCAAUGUAAUCCCCUUUACAUAUUCUAUCUUUUAUGGAUUUAAUCAAAUGAAAACCUAAUGGAGAAAUUUCCUCACCUAAUGUUUCCUCAUACAUGUUUCCUUCACCCUGACAUUUUGGCCUAACUGCGCUCACUUCCUUACAUUGGUAUUUGGAAUCCUGGUACUCUUGCUAGGCUAGGUGUCUGCAAUAACAUAAUAAUUUUCUCAAAAGAUACCACAUCACCUAAAACAGCAUUAUUCACAGUUUUUUGUGACUCAGCAAGCUUGUUCUUCUUUGUUUCACUUUUCUGCAUCUUCUUGCUUCUUAUUGGAAAUGGGGAAAAUGUCUCCCUGGAUCUCUUUGUCUUCAUUGUUAGAUGAUUACAGCUUGUGCCAUCCUCCAUUGCAAACUCCUCCUGCAGUUCAACUCAUCAUCUUUGUGGUGGAACCAACCUCGCCACUAUGCACUGGAGGAGCCUGGUUGCUCGCCUGCUGCCUUUAGACUAUGGCCCCAUGUUAAAGCUUGAUUUUCCCCUGCGAAGACACGAAAGCCGGGUCAUUCGGUGCUGGCACUGUUUGAGCGGUGAUACCCCAGAUAGCUAUGCCAUGGAGCCCAUUCCUAUUAUGAAAGACUAUGGGAAGGACUUUGGCUCCAUGGCGAUUGAACUGUUUGUGUGUGCUCUGAGCGCCAUUCAGUAAUAAUGGGCGCUCAGAUCUGAGCUAUCUGGGGAUAUGCUGAAUGUACCUGUUUUGUGCAAUGGCUGCACAGUUAUAUAUUUUUAUGUGUUUUAUUGUCUUUUGCUGCCAUAUGUUCAAUGGAGUUUUGCCUCUGUCCUUGGAGAUAAUUGGAUUACUUCCCAAUUAUCUCCAGGACAGAAGACUCUGUGGAACUGGUUUUGGGCAGAAAAGCCAUGCUUCAUUUGGUCACAAAGGACUUCAAUCUAUCAUUUGAACCAAUGGACCAAUUUGGAUGAUUUUGACAUAUGUUUGUAUUUGGAGUAUGCUGAUUCUGAAAAUGUGAUGCAUACUUUUCAAGUUAUGAAUAAUGUGGAAAAACUGCAUUUCUCUGGUUGUGAUAAUUACAUUACCCAUUCGUGUAGUUUGCAGUUCGGGAGAUUGGUGAUUGCAGUAGCUGUCUGUGCAUCUGAAAGGGGAAUAUCGCCUAAACGGUUUUUAACCUCUUGUGGGCAAAACGGUCCAUUACAAUCUUCUACCUCAUUCAGACCAGAAGCAGCUGCAGCCCAAUAUACUUUUCAAGCAGCCAACCAGGCAGAGUCUGAGGUAAAACUUUGGCGUCCUUUUAAUGCACGACUCCAAUCAGGACAUUGGCCCUGAGCACGAGCUAACGGCUAAACUAGCAGCUCAUGCACCCUGCACUUAACCCCUCUCGCGCUGCUCCUAGCAAAAAUUCAGCCGCUCUUUUCUUGCCCCAUCAAACCCCAUGAGACUGCUCUUUAUAUUUGUCCUCCUGAGUCAAAUUCCAGAGCUGAAAAAACGCUUGCGCUGUGCUCCUGCACAGCAAAAGCAUUUCAGCCAAUCAGGUAAUCUGGAGAGCCGUGCUGAGCGCGGGAGUCCUGAUUACCUCAGAUUCUUAAAAUUACAUCUUUGAUGGAGGACCCCAUAUCUGUGCCUGCCACAGAUUUAGUGGAUGCCUCUCUUAAAAGCAGCCUCAUCAAUGUUAGAAAGCUAUAUAAGAGAGCUUUCCUUGCCAAGGAUCUAUCUUCUUCAUCUUCUUAGGAGGGCAUGGUCCCAGUUUUACAUAAAAAGAAUAGAGAAAGGUGGCUGGUCUCUUCUGCCAGUUCCUCGUCUGAGGAUAAUUUUUAUGCUCCUCUUUCCCCUCAUACUUAUUUGAGUUAGCGCAAAAUUAAGGGGACAGAAUCCCAAAAGAGGAAUAGUGUGUUUCCUUCGUUUGAGCACCAGAAACACCUUCCAGAGAAAAGGGACAAAUCUCGCUGGAGAUUAGAUAGGCCUUUUCCUUCCUCUUCUAGAGCAUUUGCGCAUUCUUCCUCCCUUAACUAUUCCAGUUCUAGAUACGGCUCUCCGGAAAUAGACUGGGAAUCUGAGGAAGUGGUACAUUCAGCAGCUUCCACUGAGUGAGGUAAACUUUGCAACGUUCAGAUGGCUAGAUUGAGUCGAAUAGGAAAGACUCUCCCAUCAAAAUUAUUUCACUCCAGAUGGACUAUGGAGCACAAUUCUGAGGUUAGAGAUUUUGGCAAACUAGCCAUUAGAUCCUGUUGGUUAAGGAGGAUGACCUUCUCCUCGGGAACCACAUUGGUAUCCCGGACAUCCAGGCUUUAAUGGCUCCUGAGGUAGAUCCUGCUCUGUUAUCUAUCACAAGGAGCAGUUUAUCUACAGAUCCCACAGACCAGACUUUUCGUAAUAUACAGUUUAAAAUUACGGAUGCUGUGGGCCCACUAUUACUGAUGCUGGAUAAAGCAGAAAAAGAAGGAACUGCUCAGAAACCUUCUGCUUCAUCUCUCCUGGUCUCUAAGAUGGCUUUAUUAAAAGAGUCCGGCAGGGCAGUGCUAAUUAUUGGCCAAUCUUUAAUUACAUCUCAAACGUUCACAGAAUACGCUGGCUCCACGCAGCAGUAAUGUCUGACCUAGCUACUAAAUCUCACGAGUUCCCAAAUUUGGAAGAUUCUUACCUUUUCAGUCCCUCAUUCAUUCAGCAGGUUAAAGGCCGAUAUAAAGCAAGGAGAUAUUUUUCAGAGAUCAUAAGUCCUUUCCUGGCUACCAGAAGCCUUUUCGGACAGAAGGUCGCCCCUAUUUGUCUGCAGGAAGGUCCCGAGAAGCAUCUCACCAGGCCCAGUACUGACACUACAGUGGAAAACACAAGCUCCCAGGUGGUAGUAGAGUAGCUCAUUCCAGAGGAGGUCCAGCUUCCAAGAGAAAGCCUAUGCAUUGAAGUAAGUGUGCCUCCUCGCACGCCACUAAAUUGGAAGGAUAUUUCUUUAGACAAAUGGGUGGUAAAGAUUUUUCAAAGGGGUUUACAACUCCCCCUUUUAAGGUUCCAUGUUCACAGGUUUGCACACAGCAGAUAGGUGAGCCCAGUGCUAGAUGCUUCCCUUUCCCUAGCUGUAAAUCAAGAGAGUAUAGAGUUGGCAGACAUGUCUAUCACAGGAUGGGUCAGUACGUUGUUUCCAAUCCCAAAAUCAGACGGUUCCUGGAGACCAGUUCUAAAUGUGAGGUCUCUGAAUGCUUUUACGAAGAGAAAAAGGUUCAGGAUUUAGUGUUUAUCAGAUCUUCCAGGUUUAGUACAGGGAAAAAAAAUUCUGCAUAAAGUUAGACCUAAAAGGUACCUUCCAUUCACUCCCUAUAGCAAAGAAACACAGGCAUUCCCUCAAGUUUCAGUGGAAAGGAAAGAUUUGGUAGUGGACUGUUAUUGGCCUUUCCAAUUCACCAUACACAUUAUCCAGAAUAAUGAAAUCAGUGAUAGCCCAUAUCAAACUAAAAGGUUACAUAUGUCUGUACUAUCUAGACGACAUCCUGCUCAUGCACCCAGAUGGGGAAGUCCAUGCUUCUCAGAGAGACUAUCUUGCUUCCCUUUUACAAGACCUAGGAUUUGUAGUGAAUUUACAGAAAUCAAUCCUUAUUCCAACUCAAAGCAUUCUCUUUCUGGGUUUUGUACUGAACACAAGGACUAUGUCACUAGGAAUCCCUCAGGUCAAAUGGGACAAAUUAUUGGUACAUCUGACCUCAUCUCUUAAGCACCAGAGUUGGUCCUUGAGAGAUCUGGCAAAGAUUAUUGGGAAAUUAAUAGCGUUAACACCAGCCUAUGACGAUUUCCCUUUACGUUGCAGAAGAAGUCAGCUGUUUUUUAUUGUUUAAGACAGGGUGGCCAUUGGGAAUCAAAAUUCUUUCUCCCCAAGAAGGUCAGAGAAGAGUUGAAGUCUAUUCUGGGUUUAGAAAUCCCACUUACUCGUCCCCUGUUAGAGCAGCCGUUUGUGGUUACUCUGACGUCAGAUGCCUCAAAUCACGGUUGGGGUGCAUUUACAACCCAAAACGCGAUAAGAGGAAUCUGGUCAGACCAAGAGAGCCUCAUUCAUAUAAACAUCAUGGAGUUAAGAGCAAUAAAAUUAGCUCUCCAGGGCCUAGUUCCUCUAAACCAGUUACAUCGGUAAAAGUCCAAUUGGACAAGAGGACAAAGGGGGCACAAGAUCAAGGGAUUUUUGUUUGCAGGCUCUAGAUCUUUGGUCUUGGGCUUUAUCAAACAAAGUUCGGGUUUACGCAGAAUACGUUCUGGGAGAGGCGAACAAGCUCGCAGAUUCUCUCUCUCGCCAGAGUUUGUCUCUGUCAACGGUUCAAUUAAAGAUUGCUCUAUUCCAGUGGAUAGAAAGCAUUUUUGGCCAGAGACAAGUAGAUCCCAAACUUCUUCACAAGAUCCCAGGUUUGUCUCCAGGAUUUGGAUAAAGGGAGCUUGGAAAAUGAAUGCACUGUCUUUCCAAUUGACAGAUGUUCCAGUCCCUUAUGCCUUUCCCCCUCCUUUACUGAUGAAAGUGCUGGAGAAAAUCUGCAGGGACAGGGUACAGAGUUUAGUUCGCAUUUACCCAGUAUGGACCUCCAGAUCCUGGUACCCCUUGAUCCAUAAGUUAGUCAAGGGAACCAAGAUCCCAUUGGGCAUGACUAUGGACUGAUUUCAGGGAACCAGCGAUCUUUUGCUCACGCUUCCGCAGCUGAUGUGGAUCGCAGCCCUGGUAGGCUGUUAUUGCAUCCCCUUUUAUAAGAUCAGGUCCUGGACAUCAUUAAUUUAUCUUUAAGACUCAGAACUAGGGUAAGAUAUAGAAAGAUUAUUGAGAAAUUCAAAGAAUUGGAGGUUUAUUUUCUAUCUACUUCUCAGGGAUCUGAUACCAUUCCAUUGGCUUUAGAAUUUCUGACCCUUAAGUUCCAUUCUGGCUUAGCGGUCAGUACCAUCAAGACCUAUGGAUCUGCUUUAAAUUUCCUUAUCCCUAACCUUACUAAGAAUGCCCUGUAUUUGAGAUUACUAAAAGGGUUAUCAGGCUGCCCAUAUACCUUAUGUUAUACAUCUACUUGGGAUGUAGACCUAUUAUUAAAUUUCCUUAAUUCUAUAGAUGGACUGUUUUUAAGUUGGUUUAUCUGCUCUCUUUGGCCUUGGCACUAGAGGAGCUGAGUUAACUCAUCUAUAUUUUAGAACUGUGGUUGUCCCGGACCCUGGGAGGGUUCCAUAUUAUACUAAGAGGGGGACAAACAACUUCCCAUAUUUCUCCAGGUCCAGUGGAAUUGGAUUUGGUUCAAGAUCCUUCUGAACCAGGCUUAUGUUUAGUCAGUCUGUUACAAUCCUACCUUGACUUUUCUGCUGCUGUCAGAAAUGAUAUCAGUCAAUUAUUUAUUACAUCUUCCUUGUCGCCAUGUCUUCGGCUGGUAUUGAUGUUUCUGUGUUCAAAGGCCACUCAAUUAGGGGGGCCUCGGCUACUAAAGCUGCAACAAAGGGCCUUCCCCUCCCUAUUAUCUUAAAAGAUGCAAGGUGCUUGUCCAGUAAAACCUUUGUUAGAUUUUACUAGAGGCCAUCAGACGUUGAACGCCUUAAGUUUCUUAGGACCACCACCAGGUGUGUGCUAUUCUACCGACCCGCUUUGCUAGGUGGUUAUGCCUCCCAGAGGACAAAUCAGAGUUUGCAGGAAUCUAUGAUAUGCAAACUUUCUUUGUCCUCGGGUUGAGCAUAACCACCUAGCAAUAGCGCCUGUCCCACCCUCCCCACGUGUAAGGGUUUUACAUGCUGGUGGUAGUUUGUUUUUCUUUACAUAAGGUUAUCUUGUCGUUAUUCCGUCUAUUUCUAACUGCUUUCUGUUUUUUACAGAUUAUAAUCUUACUCCAAGACAAGACCAACAAACCAAGGAUCCAUCUAAGUAGGAAGAUUGGAUGCUAGUAGUAUCUGCAAUAUAGAAUUCUGAUGUGCUCCAUGCAUAAAGGAUCUGCUCUUAGAAUCUUAUUACAACAUUUUAUUUAUCUUUACAGAACUUAUUUUGUUGCAAUUUACGAUGUUCCAGUUUCAGUGUCUUUUUGAUACUUUCUUAAGCUAAUACAUUGUUGCCUUGUUAUCAGUUUAGCUGUGUGCAUUAUGCAAAUGUUUUCAAGUCCAUCUAAUGUCUUUACGACUUAUUAAAUAUUUUCUUGUUUCCCUUUACUAUCGGGUUCUUGAAUAAUAUUUUUGUUUAGAUGUUUAAGUUUCUCUACCCUUUUUUUUUUUUUGUGGUAUAUUUUACCUGUCACGGGUGGCGGUGCUUAGACCGGGGCCCCUGUAUGUCUGAUGAUGAAGAUAGGAGUCACAGCGUGGAAAUGGACUAUCAGGGCCUGUUGCAGGGUAACAACACGCACCCUGGUGUUGUGCACCAGCGUUUGUGCGGCCACAUACCAGGGCCCUGAUGCAGGAGCUAGAUGGUAAUAUGCAGACCUUCCAGGAUCUGGAUAGGGAGACUCUGCAGAAGAAAUGUAUUCAGUACUCGAAACAAGGCAACACUAAAACAGGCACCAAACAAGAUAACAAGACAAGACUAGAAGAACCCAGAACCGGAGCAGGACAGAAAGCAGAACCCAGAACAUGUACACGAUACAUGAGGGAAACAUUAACAGGACAUGGACAGGACAGGACUUAUUUUUGGGAAUACAAGACAAAAUAAAACAAGACAAGAGGAGACAUAACUAAGUACAAUACAUGUAAUAAACAUUGAAGAUUUAGACAUCCAUAAAUGGUCAAGAUGUAUGCAGCCCACCACUGCGCCAAAGUACUCCAAUUACAGUGGGUCCUAACUGCCUAGAUAUGCAUGACCACACAUAGUACUUACCUGCAAAGAAAAGAGCUAAGGAUAUGAGACCACUGCUUGCAGGAACAGACUGAAACAAAAAAAGGAUUAAUGGCAAAGGAAUGGGUGUGGCAAAAAAACAACAACAAGCAUUUAAAGGAAUCCUGGAGACUGGGAAUUCCAGGAACGGAAUAAAGGAAUGAACCCAGAAAACCCAACAUAAAGAAAACCAGACACAGAAUAGAAAACCAGAAAAACCAAGAAAAACUAAACAAGAAUUGUAAAAAGAGUACUGGAUACCAGAAGCCAAGGUCAGACCUCUACACAGAAUGGAACAGGUCGUGACAUUACCCCUGUUUUGGGUAAUAUAUAUUCUCAGUACCUCAUGGGAUGAGCUAACCAUCCUCAGUUUCCCAAUAUUAAAAAUCUGUCGUAAUCAGGAUUCCCAUGCUCAGCAUGGCUCUCCUGAUUACCUGAUUGGCUGAAACGCUGUUGCUGUGCACAGCGCAUGCGUUUUUCAGCUCUGACCUUUGACUCCAGGAGGUUGCUGCAUACCCACUUGCUUUGUACCUAAGACAAAGAAAGUUUUCAAAUCAUAGAUUCCUGCAAACUCUGAUGUCUGCAUGCCUUUCACUCUGCGUUGUGGGUCACAGAGUCAAGGUGCAUAAUAGUGUGAUUGUGAAUGCUUCUAAUAAAGAGCUUGCAAUUGUAGUUGGAAUAUUAAGGUUGAACAUUGUAAGAAGGCACCAAAUAACAAUUUACAUAGAAUGGCAUUUGUUGUGCGUCAUCUUAACCAUGAGCCAUCGAUAAUCUCUGAGAGAUAUAUAAUACACAUAUCUAGGAUUUGUAACAGAGGUCAGAUCUUUGUUAUAUUUUACUGAAAGUCAUAUGCUCUUUUUACUAACUGUUUCUGCCUAUUUUCCAUAUAAUUUAAGUAAAUCUACAACUUUUUGAUUUAUUAUCCUGUUUGUCACUGUAACACCAUGUCUCCACUUUACGGAUUAUAGCUGGUUUCAACAUUGUUUUGAACAUUAUUAAGCAGUCAAGGUUGGUAGAAUUCCAUUUUAUGUCAAACUGUUCCCAAUCAUACAGUAACGAUGCAAGUACAUUCUGCAGCUCUCUGAUUUCUACGACCCUUUUCCAUUAACCAAUAUAUAAUGUGUUAUGUAAGAAUCUCUAAUAAGAAUACCUGUUGUUUUUGCUUAUUAAUAGGGUCGCUGCCUGAAGUAAAAUGUCGAAAUGUAAAUCCACCAGCAUUGGGGGAGACAGCAACUCUAAUAUGUGAAUUCUCAUCGUCACUAGAUGUCCUGCAAGUAACAUGGCAGGUGGACAAAGAUCAGAAACCACAAACCAUUGCAACCUACAGCAAAAAGUAUGGGGUGAAAAUUGUGAACUCUAUGGCUAACUAUAAUCUUAUUAGUCACAAAGAAUCGAACAUAUCAACCAUCACUAUCUCGGAUUUGAAAAAGCAAGAUGAAGCCUGUUAUGUUUGUAUCUUCAAUGCAUUUCCUCAUGGAGCCUACAAAAGCGAGAUUUGCCUGACGUUUCCCAAUGAGUCAGGUACACACUCGCACUCAAUUCCUCUUCUUUCUAAAACUUGUACCUUCCCAGGAUUUUUAAAAUGUUUACUUAUCCCAUAUAUUUAAAAAAAUGUUUGAAUAAACAUUGUGGGGGCGUAAUUGCCAUCAUGACACAUAAUGAAAGUUGGUGAUUUUUUUUCAAAUGUAACAGAGAACAGGGGAAAGGGGAUAAGAGAUAAAGAAAUCAGUGAAAAAUCGAGAACUGAAGAGGUGUAGUAAAAGUCUGUAAAGUGUAUCCAAUAGCCAUAUUAUCACAUGCAUCACAACACUCUUAGACACAGCACUUUGAAAUUAUACACUUUGGCAGACCCUGGUAACCCUCGGUGCCCCUGAGAUGGCAGCUUCACAUAAAAUGUAAUUAGAAAAAAGUAAUUCCUUUGCAGGUGGUUAACUUUUUAAAGCACCAUGACCAGUUCAGUGAUUUGAAGUGGUCAUGGUGCCUGUAGUCUGUAUGUGCAGUGACGUUGAAAUGAUGUACAUAGAGAGAUUAACUCCUCUGCUCUCAUAGGCCCAUGCAGCAUUAUUGAGUCUAGAAAUGGUUCCGGACUGGCUAAUAUCAAUACUGUGGAAAAAUGAUGUCUGACAUUAGCACGCACUGUAUGCUGGAACCAGACAGUCAAUGGCAGGUCACCUUGCCCGACCCCUAUGUGCCAACUGUGUCCUCUCCUAAUCCCACCCUUCCUCAGGGCUACCACAGAUGGGGUUACUCUAACCAAAACCAAUGUUGUCUUAAGUCUUUACUUAGGAAGUGUCAUGUUAAAUUGUCAUGCUUGGGUCACCUUUAUGUUGUCAGCUAAUUUUCACUGGAAUCUUACAUUAUGUACCCCUAAAUUCAGAAACACGCACAGUUAUACAGCUCAGACACCUCAUUCAAUGAAUAGGGGGUAACAUAAACCAAAUCAUAUGGCAGAGCUUGUUGAAAGGACAGACAAUUACAGUUAAAUCUUAACCAUUAAUCAGGAUAAAUUCAGUGUAUUGACAAGAGCAGGGGUGUCCAAACUUUUUUCUAAGAGGGCCAGAUUCUCUGUCCCUUCUCUCUUUAUUCUGUCCCUUCUCUCUUUAUUCCGUCCCUUCUCUCUUUAUUCUGUCCCUUCUCUCUUUAUUCCGUCUCUUCUCUCCUUAUUCUCUCUUCUCUCUUUAUUUUGUCCCUUCUCUCUUUAUUCCGUCCCUUCUCUCUUUAUUCUGUCUCUUCUCUCUUUAUUCUGUCUCUUCUCUCUUUAUUCUGUCCCUUCUCUCUUUAUUCUGUCCCUUCUCUCUUUAUUCCGUCUCUUCUCUCCUUAUUCUCUCUUCUCUCUUUAUUUUGUCCCUUCUCUCUUUAUUCCGUCCCUUCUCUCUUUAUUCUGUCUCUUCUCUCUUUAUUCUGUCUCUUCUCUCUUUAUUCUGUCCCUUCUCUCUUUAUUCUGUCCCUUCUCUCUUUAUUCCGUCUCUUCUCUCCUUAUUCUCUCUUCUCUCUUUAUUUUGUCCCUUCUCUCUUUAUUCCGUCCCUUCUCUCUUUAUUCUGUCUCUUCUCUCUUUAUUCUGUCUCUUCUCUCUUUAUUCUGUCUCUUCUCUCUUUAUUCUGUCUCUUCUCUCUUUAUUCUGUCCCUUCUCUCUUUAUUCUGUCUAUUCUCUCUUUAUUCCGUCCCUUCUCUCUUUAUUCCGUCUCUCUUUAUUCCGUCUCUCUUUAUUCCGUCUCUCUUUAUUCUGUCUCUCUUUAUUCUGUACCUUUUUAUUCUGUCCAAUCUCUGUUUUUCUGUCCCAGCAGGGAGAAGGAACCAAAUCCCCUGAAUCCCAUGAUGUCCACGAGAUCCCACGACGUCCAAGAGAUUGCAAGAACGCAGACUGAGGUCACUGCACGUCCAUCUGCAUUCUCGCAAUCUCUUGGCCCCCAGUGAAUCCCUGAGUGCUGGUCAGAACCGCAGCGUUCAAAGAUCCAGAGAUCCCAGGGGUCCUGAGCGGCGCAGGGGUCCUUAGCCAAACUAUCUGUGGGGACGUAUUAAACCAGAACACUGUUAUAUGUUGGAUGUGUGUGAUACUUGUAAUGGGUGUAUUAACAGUGUGUGAUAUGCGUGUAUUAGUUGUAUGGGAUAUUUGUGCUGGGUUUAUUGCCUGUGUGUGAUGGUUAUUUAAUUCAGAUAAAAACAUGCAUUUAGGCCUGUGUAUAAAUGCAGGUGUAUAUUUUUGCAGAGUUAUGUGCACACAGUCCCACAGUCAGAGGCACACAGUUAUACAUAUACACUGUCAAAUCCACCACAUGCACAUAGUCGCAGGCAGAUAGUCACAUACACGGGAUCAAGCAGAAACACACAGGUACAGGCAGUAACACACAUACUCAAUUACUGGCAGACAGCCACACACACACAGGCAGACAGCCACACAUACUGUCUUACACAUACUUACAUGCAGACAGUCACACACACACACACAGACAGAUACACACACUGGCAGACAGCCACACACAUACACACAGACAGCCACACACACACACACACACACACACACACACAGAGAGAGACACAGGUAGACAGUCACACACCCACAGACACAGGCAGACAGUCAUACACACACAGACAGUCAUACACACACAGGCAGACAGUCAUACACACAGACACACACACACACAGGCAGACAGUCAUACACACAGGCAGACAGUCAUACAAACAGACACAAAGACACAGGCAGACACACACACAGGCAGACAUAUACACACAGGCAGACAUAUACACACAGGCAGACAUAUACACACAGGCAGACAGUCAUACACACAGUCAGACUCAUACACACACACACACAGGCAGACAGUCAUACAAACACAGACACAGGCAGACACACACACAGGCAGACAUAUACACACAGGCAGACAGUCAUACACACAGGCAGACAGUCCCACACACACAGGCAGACAGUCAGACUCAUACACACACACACACACACACACACAGGCAGACAGUCAUACAAACAGACACAGGCAGACACACACACAGGCAGACAUAUACACACAGGCAGACAGUCAUACACACAGGCAGACAGUCCCACACACACAGGCAGACAGUCAGACUCACACACACACACACACACACACAGGCAGACAGUCAUACACACAGACACACACAGGCAGACAGUCACACACACACACACACACACACACACACAGACAGUCACACUCACACAUAGUUACCUCUGUUCAUUGUGGAGGCAGACAGGCAAUGCAGCUCCUGGAGACUGUUUGUUGGGGAAGCAGGGACUCCUUCCUGCUCCCCCUGUAGCAGUUAUCCUGCACAUUUAGCUCCGCCCCGUCACAGGAAGCUCCGCCCCAUCACAGGAAGCCCCGCCCUGCCAAAUGGGAAGCUCUGGCCCUUGGCCAUGUGCGAGCUGUGUCGGCUGUCAGGGCACCCCCUGCUCCAUGGCGCCCUGUGCGGCCGCACAGCUCGCACACCCCUAAGGCCAGCCCUGGAUAGCCCGGCAUGUUAGUGCAUCGACUGUACUGUGAUGGCUUUGUCCCUCUGUUCCUGAUCAAGUGUUUUGAAGUAAAUAAGGUUUCAGCCAAAUUAAUAUAAGCUUCAUAAGUGGCCUAAUAUAGGAUACAAUUUAAUGUUUUUGAAUAAUCUUUUCCAAUUAUUUAACUUUUUUUUAAUAAACUUUCAAAAUGUAUUUCGUAUUCUCAAAAGUGUUUGUAAAAAAAAACAAAAAACUAUAGUGUUUUCCUAGCACUGUAGCUCCCUUUAGUCCCCCUCCCCAUUCCCAGUGAUUCCAGUGCUGAUAUCACCUCAGCCAACAGGGGGACAGUGGGACCUUGAGAGCCGCAAUUGCAUUAGGACUUCCUUCAUAUGACUUCCCUCAAAGGAAAGCUUAUACAUUGUUGGAUGUCCAGCAUCAGUUAGGUGACCAAAAGUCGACUAACCACCCGAUAGUCCCUCUAGAGGCUGUCUAGUAGAUAGGCACUAGAGGUGGAGUUAACCAUCCAAUGUAACAAUUGCAGUUUAUCAAAAACUGCAAUAAUUAGCUUUGCAGGGUUAAGGGACCUGGGACUAUGCACCCAGACCACUUCAAUGAGCUGAAGUGGUCUUGAUGCCUUUAGUGUCCCUUUAACUACUGAAUAGGCAGUUCAUACUGAUGGCUAAUCUUAUCAAAAGAUUAAUCUAUCAGGUCUUUCACUAUUAUCUAUCCCAGCGGUUCACCAGCCAGCAGUUCCCCUGCUGUCCCCAUCCCAGGGGCACUGCAAUGUGCACACAGGGGUGCCGCAAAAUGUUUCCCCAAUGCUAUGAUUAUAGCACCAGCUGUCAAGGUGUGUGUUUUUAUGUCAGUGUGUGUAUUGGUGUCAUGGUGUGGGCAUCAAUCUUUGUAUGUGUCACGGUGCAUGUGUGUAUGUCGGUGUGUAUUUAUUUGUGUCUAAUUGUCGGUGUGUAUCUAUGUGUGUGUAUGUGUCGUGUCUAUAUGAAUUUGUUUGUAUGUGUCGGUGUAUUUAUAUGUAUCUGUGUGUUAAUGUGCAUGAAUAUCUGUGUAUGUAUGUAUGUGUUAGUGUAUGUGCAUACAUCCAAUCAGUCCAACACCAGCACAACAUACAAGCACACUCCUGCAAUCUAACACAAAUGUUACAUACAAACACACCCCUGCAAUUUUAAACUUUCCAUUUACCUAUUCUUACCAUCAAUUUCUAGCAUAGCUUCCAUUUAUCUGCCAGGUGUAUAUCUUAUCAUGCCACAUUUAUUCUUUUGCAUUUACGUAUUUUAAGUCACCACGUAAGUGACUCGCUUUACGUUACUACCUCCAUUCUUACAAUAACCACGCGCUCUACAAAACUUAUCUUUAGCUUGGACUGGCUGUUAGGGUACCCUAAGUGGCCAUAAGUAGUUUUCGGCUUCUUGUGCCAUUAUAUAGCUAUCCUGCGAGGCCAACUCCCAUUGUCAACUACGGAGGUAUUCGCCCCUCGGGCCAAAUCAUAGUUACUGCCUCGCAUCUCCGCCCUCUUAGCAAAGCAGCCAGGGCCUCACCUGUCACAGCCAACUUAUUUUGAAUCUUAUUUUGAAUCUCUCGGCCAACACCCCGCCACAACGUUCGGUGGCAAACAUACCCAACGGGCCAAAUCAUAGGUAGAGCCUCUCAUCGCCACUUGACAACUAAUUAGGUUCCCAAGUCACCAAUUUAGCUUAAUUGUUUCACCACUUGGAAUAACAUAGGUCAGCCAGUAUCUUUGUGUUACAGAGUAUCUCCCACUAACCAAUUUUCCCUUUCAGGUAUGGUUAUAAAUGCUGAUAAAAUGUAUUGAUGGUUUAAUGUAGACACGUAUUAAGGUGUUAGACUAUUAACUUUUUGCCCUCUUUUUACAGGCCUACCCGAAUGUAGGUUCCGGCACACCACAACCGACUUGUUCACCACUAACAUAACUUGGCUUAUUGUCCCUGACCACAAAUAUAUAUAUAUAUAUAUAUAUAUAUAUAUAUAUAUAUAUAUAUAUAUGCAAACACACCCCUUCACUCAAACACAAAUAUUUCGCAGAAAUGUACCUCCACAUUUAAAAGUGAACAUUACAUUCAGACACACCCUGCAAUUAAACAUUACAUGCAAACACACCCCUGUAUUAAAACACAAUAAAUGUAUACAAGCACCCCUUCAAACACCAACACUGUACAUUACACUAUAGCGCCAGUAAAUGCUGCAGCGCUGUACAGAUAUACAACCUAGAAAUUUGACUCGGGGUGCAUUGGAAAAAUAAUGAAAUAUUAAGGGCGCCUUGACCCUAAAAAGAUUAGGAACCACUGAUCUAUCCCCUUUUGACUGAGUGUUUGCUUAGUUUUUUCAUGUUCGAGAUACCUGGGGGGGAGGGGGUGUUUGGAGGGUACACAUACUGAGUAAUAACUCUUGUUAUUUUACAUAAUUUAUCUCCAGCGCAUGUAACAAUAUUAUUCCAACAUUAUAAACACACUGUAGCCCAGAGGGUUCCUUUGUUAUUGAUCAGUAACCUUGUAUUAUAUACUAGUAAACCCAUAAGGCUGGAGGCUCUAACACACACACACACACACACACACACACACAAACUUCUCUUGCCCUUUUGUAUAUAUUUUGGUUUGUAUUAAUAUUCGUAUAGUUUUUUUUUUUUUCUCUAUUUAACCCAUAGAUCCCUCAGAAUUCAGCAAACUGCAAUACUUAAAAGCCCGCGGAGUGAAGCCGGAACAACUGGGUAAACUACGAAAGCAGUCUUUUCUGACCAAUAACUAGAUCCAUAGCCAAGACUCUGGAACAGAUUCUCUUUCUGUAUAAACUGUAUUAUAAAUGUACCCGCAUAAUAAAAAUAGUAGCGUUAGUCAGAUCACUUUAUCCCAAAUAAUGCAAAUAGGUAAGAAGAGGGGGUAGCACCUUGAUAUAUUUCUUGAUGGUAGAGGUGUUUCCAGAAGUAGUAGAAUAUGUGGAGACAGAAGAUAUAGUAUAGUAUAGUAUAGUAUAUUAUGUGACAAAAAUAAGAAAAAUAGGAAUUGCACUCACAGUUUGUAGAGCUGGGAUAGCUCUAUCUAGUUGCACCUGGGCAGUGUAAUCCCUGCCUAAGGAUAUAUGGUCUCUUCUUAUAGUAAAGUGAAGUAGUGCAAAGAAUCUUCAACUGGAUACAGUAGGUCAGGAUGAUAUCAGCCUUAUGGGCUCACUGGCUUGUUGAUAAGUAGGUUGUAUAUGUAAAACACAGAAUAAAAAAUAUUGUGCUUACGAAUGCAUAUAAAUGUUUUUGAUAAUAAAAUAGGAGACGUACUCACAAGUAUGGAGUGAAUUAGGGUAUUGCUCACUGCACAGCGCUCAGUUAAGGAAUAUAUGGUCCCAGGCUCCGCAAACAAUCAAGGUGAAGUCCAAUAAAGUAAAAAUAUUUAACUAUUUUAUUGGAUUUGCUAUUUAACAAAACAAAUUAAAAAAUAAUAUAUUAACUAGAAAAAUACACUUAACGUGUCUCGCCUAUCCUGGGAAAGCAGUGCAGAUUUUACUGCUGAUGCCUUAGCCCACUUGGCUAUCUCACCUUAAAUGUUAAUUUUUAUAAUAUACUGCUCCAGUGCAAUUAUGUAUAUUUUAUUGGUAAAUUGUUUUGUAUUAUUUGUUUUAACCCCUUAAGGACACGUGACAUGUGUGACAUGUCAUGAUUCCCUUUUAUUCCAGAAGUUUGGUUCUUAAGGGGUGAAAGACACAAUCUUGAAAUUGGAUAAUCAGUCACAUGACCUGUGAUGUCGUGUUAGUUAGGUUCAGAUUUGUACACUAUAAAUACUGUGAAGUCCUGUGUAACACUUUUGAAAAAUAACAUUAGUUAGAUGAAAAGAUCCAAACAUGUGCUAGCAAUUCUGUUAAUAUAACAUCAACAAAACGUUGUUAUAGCUUUUCUAUUUUAUAUUUCUAGCUAAUCUUGUACCUGUGUUAGUUACACUUUAAACUCUGGGGUGGAUUCAAAGAACAAAUAAAAUUUUAACAAAUUAUAAUUUGAUCUAUUUUUCUAGAUGUGACUCGAAAUGAAGUCACGUGUUCCUCCAAUGACAUAAAUAUUAUUACAAUCGGUGUGAAACCUCGAGAAAAAAUAGAUGAGGAGGCCAAAGAACCGACAUCAAGUGAUGAAGAAACAAAAGUAAUUUUUAAACGUAAAUUCACAUAUGAAGAUCCUGAACUACAACCAUCCUGUAAUUUUUACACACAGAAGCUCAGUACAAGUAAGAGUCCAGGCAGAUGCCGAAUUAUAAUUUUUCAAUGAUUUCUGCUACUCCACCCACAAUUUAAAAUCCCCCUUGGGGGAAAAAGCAGGGAUUCACGUGAUGGAAAAUUGAACACUGUGAUCAUGUAAAGAUAGUAUGGGAGAAGUCUCAUAGGGGUAUAUUGCCAAUUGAAAAGAGUGUAACGGUUUUAAGAGUAGAGCAUCACCAUGGAAACAGUGGAAUCUUCCUAAAUGAUGCUAUUCAUUUCUAUAUGGAUUGCUCCAUUUAUAAAAACAUAAGGAGGCGAAAAGAAGGGGAGGAUCAGAGGUAGAAACUGUUUCAUACCGCACAAACCUGACCUUUAGAAAUGAAGAAGCAACCCAUAAGUAAAUGAUUAAAAAAUAACCUUAAGUGAGUAUAAAAUAAAAAAAACAACAACAAAAAAAACACACCUGUGGGUUUAAAAUAAGUACAAAUUUGUAUAACAAGUACUAAAUACCAAAGAUAAUAAAUGGUGCUGAGAAUAAGUAAAGACACCAAAAGGUGGAUAUAGCUGAAAAAGGGUGGGGAGAAGGAAUAAAUACUGACUGCAAGAUCGCAGACAAAGGAUAAAUGCUGGGAAGGUAGGAGGAUAAACAAGGAAAGGACUGCAAAGACAGAUAAUAUCUAUGCCCUACCGUGCCUUCAAGGGCACCCCUUAAAGUCUAAACCUCCAAGCCUCCCAGAGUCCCAGAAACAUACAACAUAAAGUAAACCUAACCCCUUUCCCCGUUUACCAUCAGCAAACUUAAUACAAAUUAAUGAAAAAUUUCAGUAAAAAUCUAAUGCUAAAAUCACAGCAUGGUGGCUUGUCUAAAUCUUAGAAAAUAGCUGCAGCAUCAUCCCUAAUCUCACUGUCAACCACUGCUCAAACUGUCCUGGCAUGCGUUUCGCCAAAUAAUGGCUCUUUGAUUUCAGAGGGUUGCGCUGCAACAUACAAUGAACUGUCUUUUUUUUAAGCCACAACCUUGACCUGUGCUAGCAGUGAUGUUUAUACAGUUAUGUAUAACGUUUCUCAACCUCCUUAGUCUUAAAACAGAUCCCCUUUAUAAUGACAGUUUGCCCUUCUACUUGGGCUGAUAAUGUGUUCUCCAGCAGUACCAGUGACCAGUAUGUGCCAUGGACUAUUUAAUUUGAACACUAACUUAUUGUUUCGAACGCCUUGGCAAAAUCCAAGUAGAUCACAUCCAUUGCAACACCGUUGUAACGGAUCACCUGGCACCCCGACUGGGUACCUCCGUUGAAGGAUGCUCCUAGCGCUUACAGAGGGCUCCAAGCGCUCCGCAGACACCACAACCACCGCAGACCCCACGAACCGCCUUCAGAGAGUGAAGCAGGAACAAGAGCUUAGAAGUGAUAAUCCAAGGGAGCAUGCAGAGCAUAGCAAUCCCUUGUAGUGAUAUAGCAAUUCCCCCAAUAAGAGACAGGGCUCUAGAUUGAGGGUGAAGAAGAACUCUAUUACUUGGCACCAAAUGGCCUUCUUUUAUGCAGGUUUUCCCUGCAUAGGACCACCCACAGGGUUUUACAGAACAACCAAUAACACACGUACAUUACAGAAAACACUCCCAGCAAUUAUCCACAAAAAUCCUCCCCUCAGCCUGUGAUCUAAUUAUGGCACACAAUGCUUAACAUAAUUAACACAGGCAGGAAAAAUACCGUUUUUAUACAUGUACUAUAACUUUAAAAAUAUACAUCCACUCUUCAUAAAAAUUACAUAUUAUUAAUCAGCAUACUUGAAAUAUAAAACAUUAAUCCCUACACUAUCCUUAACAGUAAAACAGCAUGAAGCCCCAUCCCAGCAUAAACCCUUACCUUACCCUAACCCUACAGCGUCCCUACACUAUCUCUAGCCCUAUCCUUACCCCUAAUUCUAACCCUACCACUAACCAUAGCCCUAAGGGAACCCUCUACUAAUAUCUUUUCUGAUUACAGCAGAUGGGAUUCAUAGUUAAUACAGUAAGGAGUGGUCUGUGAUCUCCAUCUACUGGCUGUUUUCAUAAUUACAUUCGAUCAGGGUUAUAUUCUAAAGUGAGAAUUCAAAAUGAAUUUCAAAUUCAAGGUCAAAUAGUUGAACUGGAAAAAUUCUCUAAGUCGGCAAUGGUUUUCAGUAAACAUAUUUUGCCUUUAAAUUUAAAAUUCACUUUGAAUUCUCACUUUAGUAGAGAAUUCUGUGUGUAAUUAUGAAUGGAGCCUGCUUUCCAGCUGAUUGCACUGUGAUUGGUGGUGAUCAGCUGGCAAUGCCAGCACAGAUCACAAUCGGCUUGUCGACCGGCAAGGAGACCAUGUCAAGUUCUAUUCAGACCCUCCUGACCCUUCACAUACUUUUAACUCUUAAAGGACCACUAUAGGCACCCAGACCACUUCAACUCAAUGAAGUGGUCUGGUGCCAGGUCCAUCUAGGUUUUAACCCUGCAGCUGUAAACAUAGCAGUUUCAGAGAAGCUGUAUGUUUCACUGAGGGUUAAUCCAGCCUCUAGUGGCUGUCUCAUUGACAGCCGCUAGAGGCGCUUCUGCGCUUCUCACUGUGAUUUUCACAGUGAGAAGACGCCAGCGUCCAUAGGAAAGCAUUGAGAAAUGCUUUCCUAUGGACUGACUGAAUGCUCACGUGGCUCUUGCCACGUAUGCGCAUUUGUCGGAAAAGGGAGGAGAGUCCCCAGCGCCGGGGGAGCCCGGCGCUGGAGAAAGGUAAGUGUUUAACCCCUUCCUCCCCCUAGAGCCCGUCGGGAGGGGGGCCAUGAGGGUGGGGGGACCGACCUAUUAACACUAUAUUAUAUAUAUUGAUAAUAUAUUACUAUAUUGAUAAUAAAACUCUGAUCUAAUCUUUCUGCAGAUGAGGAGGAUGACAAAAUCAUCUUUACUAACUGUUCUGUUACUGGAAAAGCACCUAAAAUUAUCUGGGAAAAUGAAGGAAAUCCAGUUAGUACAAUGGAAUAUGAAUUUAGAAAAGAUGGCAUUGUAACAGUUACCAGUGCUCGCGGGUAUUUAAAAUCUUCUCUUUGUGAUAAGGAAAUAAAAUUAACAUGUGUUAUCACCAGCAAGAAUAAUAAAAAAGAUAAGUCAACAGUAUUUUAUAUGAACACCGGGGAAGUUGUUACAUACCACAGUGGAAGACAUAACACAUACCCUUAGAUGGGGAUUGUUGUGUCCUGGUCCAUUAUCUCUAUUGUUCCAUUCAGGCCCAUUAUCUAUUAUACCUACUGGAAGCACAAGCAUCCACCUACUGUGGAUCCACCUACUGUGUCCACCUACAUCCACCUACUGUGUAUUAUCAAUUCUCUAGCCAGGAAGAAAGACCCUUGGCAGGAUUGUUGCUGAUACACGCCCAUGGAACUGACCUAAAGCUCGAUCCACUAUUUGUAUUGUUUGUAACUAUGACAGAUACGUCCUACUUUGCUAAUAUAACCAGUCAGGAUUUGGGAAUAAUGAAGUUUUGUAGUUUGCCUCAUGGAAAUAAACUGUGUCAUGGAUGUGUUUUUUUUGUGUUUUUUCACCACAACUGUUAUAUAAUUAAAUGCAUGUUUAAUUAUUGAAAUCCGUACCUGACCAGCUAUAAUCCUCUUCUUUGUUCAGGUACACAAAACAUGACAGGAUUUCAUCAAUCCCGAUAUAUACCAAUAUCUCUGAUUGUGGUAAUAGCAGCAAUAAUCAUGUCAUCUUUAGUAGGAGCUAUGUAUUUUUCUAUCGAGAGAUAUCAAAUGUAAGUAACAAUACAUUCUCCAACUAUAUAAUUUAGUGUUGUUAAGAGAGAACUUAAUUAUUUAGGUAAUGUGUUCCAGAGAGAUUAAUAAAAUGUAGAAAUUCAUAUCUUAAAGACUCUAAGAUUAACAAAUUCAACUUUAAAACAAUGGAGUAGACACAAGCUAAGUUGGAUGGGUAGAAUUAAUGUUUCAAGAUCUGAUAUUUUUCCCUUUUGGACAUAUCUUUUUAGGAUGUUUCCAGAGUGUUGGUUGGAUUUAAUCCAAUCUAGUUUUUGUAACUUUGUAUGGUGGGGGAAAACAUCCCGGGUCAGAUUUGGCUGUUUAGGACAUUGAGUGAAUCGGGGGAGGGGGGAAUCGGGAGUACAUUUUCCCAAUAUUUAAAAACAUUGAGGCCAGUGUUCCAUACCAUCUACAUUUUAUCAACUAAAGAUUUACUGUUAAAGGAAGCAUGGUUCAGAAUAGAAAUAGAACAUUUGGACAAGGGAGAUAUGAUUAAAACCAUAUGGCAACUAGGGGAAAAAAGGUUUAGUAGAGCAUACGAACAACAAGAUUCUGUUACAUUUUUUUUCAAUAUGAUUUAGGAUUUAGAAGAAAUUGAAUUGUAUGGAUAAAAUAUAAGAAUUGCUUUAACUGAAUGUUCUUAGUUUUCUAAUAGAUACCAUUGAUUAUUUGGAAAAGUAGGAUCAUCAAUAAAAUAAGAGAUAUUAUGAAUAAUGGAAAAAUUAAACUUUUUGUAACAAUGUGAUCUAUCAAAUUAAGACAUAUUCACAUAGUUAAGGAUCAGAUCAUAUACAAGAGGUCAUGGCUUUGUGGGAUCCAAUGAAGUAAGUGUACAUAUGAAGAAUAUCUUUGGAGAGCAACAAUAUCUUAUCAUUCAUUGUUUUACAGCUGUUAAAAUAUUAUUGGCUAGACAUUGGUAACAAAGGAUUGAGAUAACAUAUGUUCAAUGGAAAUCCCAACUCAUCCUCUAGCUAAACAUGGAGAAUUGGAUUAACAAUUCUUCAUCCAAGAAUAAAGUAUUGAGGGGAAAUAUCUCUUUAGAAAACUGUCAUAAUUCUAGAUGAUUAACCCUGUACUUGGGAAGCACUUUAUAAACACUCUCAUGAUUUACCAUUAGGGACACAUAUUUGUGUAUGAUUGUCUUAUUGGGGUGGAGUUAUAUAGUGUGUUAUGUGUUUGUAUAUUUGUGUUAUGUGGAGAUGCAUGUCAUUUUCUUGUCAUCCAAAAAAUGGUAUAAAAAAAAAAGUAAGUAACAAAGGAGCACGCUAAACACCAUUAUAUUACAGGGUGCCUUGAUGGUUAUGGUGUCAGGAGCUCCCUGGCAUUGUCCCUCAGUAAAGGAUUAAACUGUUGGUAAAUGAUUGGACAUUAGCUUGGGUCUCCCUGGGUGCCAGAGCUGUUUCUGAUAACAAUCUGGUUACAGUGGAAGUUCUUUAAAGGACCACUAUAGUGCCAGGAAAACAUAUUCAUUUUCCUGGCACUAUAGUGCCCUGAGGGUGCCCCCACCCUCAUGGUCCCCCUCCCGCCCGGCUCUGGGGAGAGGAAGGGGUUAAACUUACCUCUUUCUCCAGCGCCGGGCGGGGAGCUCUCCUCCUCCUCUCCUCCCUCUUCUCCUCCUCUUCGGCUGAAUGCGCAUGGGCGGCAGGAGCUGCGCGCGCAUUCAGCCAGUCCAUAGGAAAGCAUUCUCAAUGCUUUCCUAUGGACGCUGGCGUCUUCUCACUGUGAUUUUCACGGUGAGAAGCACGCAAGCGCCUCUAGCGGCUGUCAAGAGACAGCCACUGGAGGCUGGAUUAACCCUAACAUAAACAUAGCAGUUUCUCUGAAACUGCUAUGUUUAUAAAAAUAAAUGGGUUAACCCUAGCUGGACCUGGCACCCAGACCACCUCAUUAAGCUGAAGUGGUCUGGGUGCCUAUAGUGGUCCUUUAACCCCUUAAGGACCAAACUUCUGGAAUAAAAUGGAAUCAUGACAUGUCACACAUGUCAUGUGUCCUUAGGGGGUUAAACAUGUAAAUUUUGUGAAGUUUUUUGGGGGGUAUUUGUUGGCUGAAAGUAUCCAUAGUGUUUAUUGUGCUUAAAUUGCUAGUUUAACGCCUCAAGGACACAAGACAUGUCUGACAUGUCAUGAUUCCCUUUUAUUCCAGAAGUUUGGUCCUUAAGGGGUUAAGGAAUUCAUUGACUUUAAUAUGCUUAAAGAAUUAUUCACUAAAAGGAGAAUUGCGGAAAACUUACAAUAGCAAAUUUGCAGCCAAAAGAGUGUUAUUGGCGAAAUACUCCCACUCUUGAAAUUUCUGUCAUCUUUUCAUAAGUCGAAGUAUACUCCUAGAAUUCAUACAUUAAUUGCUAAUUCUUCUGUCAUCCCGUAUACGCAGAACAUAAGAGCCUAAAAGAAGCUGGGGCAGCAACAUUUUCUGGUUUUGAUUGGAAAAUCUAUUUGAAUAAAUAUAAGGUCUCUCCCCUAGCUGUCAAUCAAUUCUUCAAUAUACAAAUGGAAUCAGAAAAUGCUAAAUAGAAAAAGCAAUACAAAGUUUAUAAAUAUUCAUACCAAGUCACAGUAUUUUACAGAAGGAAAGUUAAUAGCAUGUUCUUUAUUAUAGUGUGAAAAGAAAAUACCAGCAAAAGAAAAAACAUAAGGUCUCCAAAGUGACCAUUUUACAUAACUGCACCAAAGAGAGUUAUAUUGGAGCAUUUCCAGGGGCAAAUAAUGCAAUGCAGAUACGUAAGCAAACGUAUCUUACCAUGACUUCCAUGUUCGCCCCAUUCACUCUGUCAGUCUCUUUAGAAGUGCAGUAAAAGGCAUGUUUGGUUAACAAUAGAAAUAUAAUACAAUGCAGGGAAAAUAAAUCUUCAUAUUUAGUAUAAGAGGGAAUUCUUCCAAAAGCAAAUGCAGAUAAGCUAUUGUUAUUUAUCAUAGACGAUGAGCACACGAAAAAAGUCGCAUACAUUGCCGAUAGCCAGUCUGUUGACUUAAGGUGAUUGGGACACUAAAAUUCAGAAGUCAUUAUGGAAAUUGCUGAGUUUAACUAAAGAGAAUACACGAUAACAAUGUGAAGUCAAAUGCUCAUUGGGCACCAAUGCCGAGUCAAAACGCUACAUAAAAGGUUACAUAUACUCUACUUACUAAGAGAAUUCAAAGAACCCAUUGGAACUUACAAAGAACAACGAGGGCCCCCAUUCCUACCAUGACAUGUCCCAUGAAUCCCAAAUAUGAACGGAUGGAGAAGUUUCAAAAUGGCUUUGUCCAACAAAUAGGCGAUUCAGUAUGUUUAAGUCAGUAAUUGUUAUCCAAACAAUCUUAUGGGUCUAUUACAUUUCCUGUGAUCCAAGGUUUGAAUUAGCAUUUUAAUGAUGUAUGGAAAACAAAAACAUUUAGCUGCGUUGAGGUUUGUGUUAUGAAAAGUGGCUUUUAGUUUUCUCAUAUUCUCCAGUUGAGAGAGAAAAAAUCUGUGGAUUUAAAAAUGAGUCUAGCCUUAAAUAAAAUAAGAUGAGAUCCAGUGUGGAUGCUGCUGUCUUAUUGGACCAGGAGAUGAUAUAUCCAGCUCUGUGGUCAGAGUAAAAAAUGCUCAAUAGUGAUGUUUGUCUGAAAGGAAAUUUACAAAACAUGGGAAAUGUGCCAUUAUGGCAUUCUAAUUAAGACAAAACUGUGUGUUUUUGUUUUUUUUUUGUUUAAUUAUAAUUUAUGUGAAGAACACAUGCUAGAUCCCCAGUGAACUGUGACAUUUUGGAAUAAUUAAUUUUCUCUUUUUUUUUUUUUUUUAUUAAAUAGACAGUUUUGGAAAUCAAAGGAGCUGCAUUCUAAGCAAUUAUUAGACAAUAAAGAUACAGUAGAUCAAGAUAAUGUGCAUCCUGAUACAGUUCAUCUAACACCAGACACAAAGAGAUGUGAAGAAGUAAGUACUUAAAGAGCCACUCCAGGCUCCAACACACGUUAGCAGCACUGUGUUAUUUAGGUUACAGUUACUUUCAGAUCUUUGACCCUCUCACAUUAUGCUGAGGGCAUUAGAACUAUGAAUAGAUUGGUUUAACCAUUCUCUGAGCACAUUCUGUCCUUGGAUUCCAGGCUGAGAUAUCUUUACUUGAGCAUCUUCAUCCAGUUUACAGACAGGACACCCCGUUUGGGCAUCACUAGUAAUGCAAGUUUAGUUACUGGCAUGCACCUUUAGACCGACUUACUUACUAUCCCUCAUUCAUAGCUCCCAGUUACCUAUUUAAUUUAUUGGGUAAGAGAGAUUACAGAGAGUUAUGCUGGGUUGGCUAUUUAUCAUUUUAUUAUUUUGCUCAAAGCCCACCUUUGCUGAGCAUGAAGGAGAAAAAUGUUUGGGCUCACAGGGAUCAUAUCAUUCAGGCUUUUAUUGGUAAUGAACAGGCAACGUCUGGAAUCAACAAGUCUUUAACAAGCCAAUGGCUUGUGUCGAAAUGUUGUCUUUUCAUUUCCUAUAAAAGUCUGCUUGGAAUGUUCCUCGUGUGCCCGGACCUUUUUCUCCUUCACUUCUGUGGGUGUGUCACCUAGUGGAUACUCCAGAAUAAAAAACAGAUAUACCGGUAGGUGCGCUGUGCCUUUAAAACAUUAAGAACUAGUAUAAACACAUUUAUUCAUUUCAAUCAGACAAGGUGUAUAUAAAUCACUAAAGUGACAGUGCAAAACCUAUUGUGGUCCCAAUACUGUGCAAGGCCACUGCCAAAGUCCUUAUAAUGAAAAUUAGGAACUUACAAUACAAGGAACAUAUGUGUCCUCUACUUGAGCUAAAAAAUAAAAAAAACUAAGAAAAAUACAUAGUGUAUAUCUAUAUAUGAAAUCAGUGGAUGUUAAAAAGCUUUGUUGGAACACUCACAAACAAAGAGCAGACGAGCCUGCUCUGACUGAUCAGCUUGAGUAGAUCCCUUAAAUGGGUAAGUGAUGCAGGUAAGGAUGCCGGCAAUAGGUAUGUUUAAAUACUUUAUUGCAUCAAAUAGUAGUAAAAACAUCCCCAGGGUUCUUCUCCUUUGUGGGUUUCUUGUGUAUGGAAUCACCAGUCCCGUUUGUCCGCCGCCGGCUGCAAGACUAUGGGCUUAUCGAUAUCCUACACGAGCACUUCCUGAAGGCGGGGAUUGUGUCCGAACCACGUGAUACUCCAGAAUAAUAUCUGUCCACAUAACCCACCCUUCCUCACAUCCUUCCUUAAAUUGCAGUAUUUCCUAUUAUACACAUUUUACACCUGGAUUUAGUUUGCUCAGCCUUUAAUAAACUGAGUUUCUUAUUGUUCCUCCUCAUAAUUUCUUUUUCCUCCUCUUUCUCUCCCCUUGCAAGUUGAUGGUAUUUGUACCAACCCGUCCUUGUAGGCUCGCUGUCUUGGUGUGAUCACCUUUACUCCUCAAGUCCAGUCUGUCCUGCCGAUUCCACCUAAAAACCAUUGCCCUCAUUCGCCUCUUCCUUACACAAGAUUCUAUUAAAGAGCUUGUUCGUGCCCUUGUAAUUUCUUGCAUUGAUGACUGUAAUUCUCUCCUAAUUGGUCUCACCAGAAACUGAACUGUCUUGCUACAGUGUGUUAUAAAUGUUGCCACCAGGCUAAUUUUCUCUCCUGUCUCUCCUCUCACACUUCGCCCCUCUGUCAAUCCUUACAUUGGCUUCUUUGACCCUGUAGAGUUUACCUAGAUUCGUCCUAAAACAUAAAAAGAAAAAAUACACAAACAGCUGGCUGGCAAAAGAGGGCAUGUUUAUAAUAUCAAUAAAUUCAUCCAGGAAACUAAACGUGUUAUGUAUAAAUUAUAUAUGAUUAAUAAAUAAAAAAAAACAAUAAAAUCAAUAAAGUGAAUAAAGAAGUGCACAUAAAACUAAUUGUGUAAUAUAAAGUUAGAAUUACAUAUUAAUAGGUGACAAUUAUCAGUGUCAGCAAUGAAAUAUAUGGUUGUAUAUAAGAUUUACUUAAAUUGCCAGUGCUCCAUAGAUAGUCCCUUUCAUAGAUAGUGCUCCAUAGAUAGUCCCUUUCAUAGAUAGUGCUCCAUAGAUAGUGCUCCAUAGAUAGUCCCUUUCAUAGACUCCAUAGAUAGUCUUUCAUAGAUAGUGCUCCAUAGAUAGUGCUCCAUAGAUAGUCUUUCAUAGAUAGUGCUCCAUAGAUAGUGCUCCAUUUCAUAGAUAGUGCUCCAUAGAUAGUCCCUUUCAUAGAUAGUGCUCCAUAGAUAGUCCCUUUCAUAGAUAGUGCUCCAUAGAUAGUCCCUUUCAUAGAUAGUGCUCCAUAGAUAGUGCUUCAUAGAUAGUGCUCUAUAGAUAGUCUUUCAUAGAUAGUGCUCCAUAGAUAGUCGCUUUCAUAGAUAGUGCUCCAUAGAUAGUCCCUUUCAUAGAUAGUGCUCCAUAGAUAGUGCUCCAUAGAUAGUGCUCCAUAGAUAGUCGCUUUCAUAGAUAGUCGCUUUCAUAGAUAGUGCUCCAUAGAUAGUCGCUUUCAUAGAUAGUGCUCCAUAGAUAGUGCUCCAUAGAUAGUCCCUUUCAUAGAUAGUGCUCCAUAGAUAGUCCCUUUCAUAGAUAGUGCUCCAUAGAUAGUCCCUUUCAUAGAUAGUGCUCCAUAGAUAGUCCCUUUCAUAGAUAGUGCUCCAUAGAUAGUCCCUUUCAUAGAUAGUGCUCCAUAGAUAGUGCUUCAUAGAUAGUGCUCUAUAGAUAGUCGCUUUCAUAGAUAGUGCUCCAUAGAUAGUCGCUUUCAUAGAUAGUGCUCCAUAGAUAGUCCCUUUCAUAGAUAGUGCUCCAUAGAUAGUGCUCCAUAGAUAGUGCUCCAUAGAUAGUCGCUUUCAUAGAUAGUGCUCAUAGAUAGUGCUCCAUAGAUAGUCCCUUUCAUAGAUAGUGCUCCAUAGAUAGUGCUCCAUAGAUAGUCCCUUUCAUAGAUAGUGCUCCAUAGAUAGUCCCUUUCAUAGAUAGUGCUCCAUAGAUAGUCCCUUUCAUAGAUAGUGCUCCAUAGAUAGUCCCUUUCAUAGAUAGUGCUCCAUAGAUAGUCCCUUUCAUAGAUAGAGUGCUCCAUAGAUAGAGUCCCUUUCAUAGAUAGUGCUCCAUAGAUAGUGCUCCAUAUAGUCGCUUUCAUAGAUAGUGCUCCAUAGAUAGUCCCUUUCAUAGAUAGUGCUCCAUAGAUAGUCCCUUUCAUAGAUAGUGCUCCAUAGAUAGUCCCUUUCAUAGAUAGUGCUCCAUAGAUAGUCCCUUUCAUAGAUAGAGUGCUCCAUAGAUAGUCCCUUUCAUAGAUAGUGCUCCAUAGAUAGUGCUCCAUAGAUAGUGCUCCAUAGAUAGUGCUCCAUAGAUAGUGCUCCAUAGAUAGUGCUCCAUAGAUAGAGUCGCUUUCAUAGAUAGUGCUCCAUAGAUAGAGUGAUCCAUAGAUAGAGUGAUCCAUAGAUAGAGUCCCUUUCUUAGAUAGUGCUCCAUAGAUAGUGCUCCAUAGAUAGUGCUCCAUAGAUAGUGCUCCAUAGAUAGAGUGCUCCAUAGAUAGAGUCCCUUUCAUCCAAUGACAGUGCAAUCCAAUAAAACUUUUUAUAUGUAAACCUGCAAUAAGAAUAAAACAAGUUUAAAUAGGUCAGUUAAAAUAAGAUAUAUAAAAAAAAAAAAUUAGGACUGCAGUGAUCUUCUCGGUAAUUACUUACAAAUAAUUAUAAAAAGAGAGGACCAAAGUCUGGCUGAUUCUAAAGUGCAUGUGAUGCAUUUCCCAAUGAAAUAGAAAAUGAAUAUAUGAUCCCAAUGUGAAUAAAUAGUGGGUUCAAAUCUAAAACAAUAAAGAUAUUAAAAACAAAUGCAUCACAUGAAAAGCAAAAGGUCAAAAUUGAGGCCUUUUUCGAGAAAGGGAAUUCAGUUUCCUGAUCCAGAAGGCCUCAUGAAGUUUUAAUCUUAUUCUCUCUCUCCUUCUUCAUACUUCAGGUACAUGUUCUAUAAUCUUAAAGCGUAACUGGGAGAUAUUGUGCUUGUGUUCAGCAAAAUGGCCAGGAAUAGGUAAAUCUACCAAACCUGUCCAUAUGGCUGACUUGUAUGUAGGGAAUCUCGCUUGCAUGGUUUUGGUUGUUUCCCCAACAUAGAUAAACACACACAGACAUUCCAGUAGGUAGACAACAUAUUCUGUAUUACAAGUGACAUAUGCAUUAACUCUAUCUCUCUUACCACUGUAUAGCUAGCAAAAGGAGUUUUCACGCAUCAUUGCAAAUAAUGGAUAGUUUAAAACAAAACAAAAAUAGGACUCUGCCAUAUCUAACAAAUUCUGAAAUUCUGAAAUUCUAACAAAAAUGAAAACAGUUCAUGUAUGGCCCAGAGCGGUGCCAAAACAUUGUCUUUUUUCUGUACUACAAAUAAGACUGCCUGCUUAAAGAAGCUAUCGUGGUGUGCCCAGACUCGUAUACCUGUUGGAUCAACAGCAAAUAACAAAUGUGAGGUAGGCUGAACUUGAUGGACGCAAGUCUCUUUUCAGCUAUGUAACUAUGUAACUAUGUAACUAUGUAACUAUUGGAUCUGCUAGUCUUCAAUAAUUUAAAAAGUCCCUCAUAGCUAUCUCUUCAGAGUAGCCUAUGGCCUCUCGUAGUAGCUUGUAUUUCACAAACCUGUCUCUUAAACGUUUUGUAAUCAUCCCAUUUAUUGUUAAAUUUCCCCCUUUAUAAUAUUGUAAAGAGCUGCAAAAUAUGUUGGCGCCAUAUAAAAAAUAAUAACAGUAAUAUGCCAUCAUAUGUUGAGUUAGAGCAGUGUAAACUUCACUAGAUGACGAUGACAUGAAUAGCACAUCUUUUUAUAUACAGUUGUGCUCAAAAGUUUGCAUACCCCAGCAAAAAAAUAUAUAUUUUAUUGAAGGAUAGUGAUCAUAUAAGGUCAUUUAUUCUCACAUUGUUGUUUGGCUCCUUUUUAAAUCAUAAAGAUAACAGAACUCACCCAAAUGCUGUCAUUGAUGCUAAAGGGACAAUACACAGUAUUAAGAUCUAAGGGUAUGCAGACUUUGAACAGGGGUCAUUUCAUAUUUUCUUUGUUGCCAUGUUUUGUUUUAUGAUUGUGCCAUACUGUUAUAACCUACAGCUGAAUAUGAAUCCCAUAAGAAAUAAAAGAAAUGUGUUUUGCCUGCUCACUCAUGUUUUCUUUAAAAAUAUUACCAAUUCUCCAAGGGUAUGCAAACUUUUGAGCACAUCUGUACCUUUAAUGUUUCAUCUUACCAAUGAAAACCAGAUCAACACUCACAUAUAGAUGUCAGUGAAUGGUUUAAACUACAUCAUUUGUGGUCUUUGUGCUCUAUUUUAACACUUCUUAGGGAUUUGAUUUCACAUUUAAUUUAAUUUUGUUUAUUUAUUUAUUUUUUGUUCCAGACUCCCUCGUCUGUGUCAAAAAGGAGAGUGUAUUCAGACAGGGAAGGAAAAUCUAAACAUGUAAAAUCACUCUUCCCAAAAGAUAAAGUGUCACCUUGUUUGGAGUCAUGAAUACUGGAUCCCUUAAUCUUCCAAAAACAACAGAGCCUGCAACACCACUAUCACAUCAUCCCCCAGUGUGAUAUAUAAGUGGCAAAAGUUUACUACAAAAAAUAUAUUUCAUUUCUGAAACUGAAAUUCUGACAAAAAAACAAAAAACGGAGAGGCGGGGCCUGAUCAUCAUUGCGGUCAGGCACAAUUGUGAAAGAUCCUCUGCCACCUUAUUGAAUUCUGCGACACAUCAAACCUUUGCACUCUCACCUGGCUUUCUCUGGGACUUACAUACUGUGGCGAAAGUAACCUUGUCACUGGUACUUGGAGGGGCCCGCUUGCCAGCCUCUUGCCCCAUGAUUAUGGGCCCUGCAAAAAGACAUGUUAAAAAGUGACUUCCAUGGAAAAACCAAACCACUGAACUGAUCUGGGUGAUUUUUGGAUUUGUUGGUCACCCAGAUCAGGGCUAUCCGAGGAUGUGACUCUUGUGAGGUUUCCAUGGAUCUUGGGGGUACUUUUGGGGUGUUUGUAAAUUGUGUGUUUUUCUGUACCUGGAAAUAAUUAAUUAUCUCUCAGACACAGAGGAGGAGUAUGUUAAAUAUAUUGCUUGCCUGUGCCUCUCCCCCUCCCCCAUUUUCCUGUCCUACUGUUUCCCCAGCAGGGUGUUGUCCCAGGGACACUGCCAGACCAGUUCAAAACUGGCUGCUUUGUCCCUCCUCAAUCUCCCAUCAGCCCUUGCUAUUGUCUGACCCCACCCUUCCUUGUACUAUAGUGCUCUAUGUAAUUGUAUGUAAAUGCGGCUGUUGGGGAUUUAAAUGUGUGUAUAAAUUGUAAGUGCUGGCUUGCAUUAAACAGACCUGCUGUACCCCUUCAUGAAGUCUUGGCUCAUGUUUGGGGGAUUGGAAAGCUACACUCUGGGGAUUGCUAUAAUCGCUAUACUCCCCAGGGUAUAAUCACUAGCUCUUGUAAGAGCUUGUUCUUGCUACGCUCUCCGUAGUAACAAAAUUUUCAAUUUAAAAAAAAAAGACUUUUAUGCAUUUAAGUUUUUGGAAGCUGGACCCUGUUCUUGAGUCCAGGGUGGGUGAAGGACUGCGAGACCCCAGCGCAGCUGCAUCACUGGACGUGGUGUCUGCAGUACUUAUGGUGUCUGGUGGAGUGCUUGUAGCCCUUGGAAAGCACUAGGAGCAUCGAUUGGCAGAGGUACUCGGUUGGAGUGCCGGCGGUCCGUCACACAUACAUUCUGUCACAAGCUGUGUGCUUUUGCAUUCCAAAAGUUCCAGCUACCAGUCUGCUUGCUGCGCCGAGUAAGGCCUAGUGGAGUCAUCGGGAGGUGGCCGCUCUCCUGACCCGUAAAGCACAGACUUGGUGAAAAGUUCUCCUGCAUCCCCAUUCUUGCCCCCUCCCCCCCAGGUCACCUAUACUUUCCUCCUUCGUUGAUUGCUUUCCGCUCUGGCCAACUUCUCCUGAGUCAUUGACCAAGACAAGAUGGUGGACACACAUUUUCGGUGCGUUCAAGCCUGACGCGGCCCCAGCCCUGCUCAAUUGAAAGCUCCCUAUUGAAUCUUUAGGCAAUAGUUGCUUACUUCUGGGCAACACUGGAAGCAAGAAUAACGGCACCUCCUUGCCAGACUCUGAAAAAUGCUCAGGAGGGUGGGAAGCCUGGAGAGGGGAGACCUCCUCCGGGGUCAGCGAUGUCGCAGGUGACUGAUUUUAAUUUUAUUCGCCCUCCUAGACUGCAGGCCCCAAAGGAUUAUACCCCAUAGCAAUAUCCACAUGGGUGAAAGACUUUUGACAUCAAAGCCUUCUACUACUCCCCAAGUGUGAUGGACUUUGACCGUCUGGAGCUCCCAAGUCCAUGGAUUGACGUUGCCAGGCCUGGGGCGGAGGAUUCAAAUCACCUUGUUCCUGCUUUAUCUCCCCCAAAGAUUGCCCUGCAGAUCCCAUGCGCCUCCCGAUGGCUAGGGUCGGCUGAUAAUGGACUUGCCUACCUACUUGUACAGACGUUUAGCUUAUAGUUGUGUACCUAUAUGAUACUAAGAGAUGUCUUGUAUACAUUUAUUGAGUGCAGCUUUUGUUUUGACUUACUUAUUUUUUUUACUUUGUUAGCUGUAACAGUGUCUUAGGGUCCAAUGAUUCUCUUCCAAGCAAACUUAUCACUUUCGCAGUUAUUACUAUUGUCUAGUCUGAUCUUUUCACUGCUUAGUUUAGAUAUUUGUUUCCUACCUAGACAGGUUAGUUCACCCUACUUAUGUAAGAUUUGCCUAGCUCAUUUUCUUUGUCCUGUCAUUUAGUAUCCCGUAUUAUAAAACAGUGCAGAAUCUUGGCAUUUCUUUAUAUAUUUCUCAUCUGUGCAUUGUUGAUUAUAAUCUCCAGAAAUGUCUCUGUGUCUAUGUCAUGCCAUGCACUGUUAAAAUGAAGAAUGUAUAUAAAAAAAAAAUAGAUGCAGGCUACUUUAGACAUGGUGUUUGAUAUAUAAAGGGAAGUAAACAUAAAAAAAAAAACCUCUAUAUGUCAUGUAUGAUUUAAGCAUGUAACACAAUUUUCAAUUUAAAAAAAAAGACUUUUAUGCAUUUAAGUUUUUGGAAAUUCAUCCACCGUUGCAUUCAUAGUUCCAUAGUUGGGAGAAAACAAAAAGAAGAGUCAGCGCUAGGCUGCCACAGAGAGAUAUGUUAUACACAGUAAACGGCUGCACACCUCAAAGAAAAAGGGGAGUCCCCUCUUGGAUAUAUACUUGAGAUUCGGUGAAGCAUAUGUGGAAAGAAAACAAGAACAGGACUCCAAUGGUACAGUAUGUAGACAAAUUAAAUUAUAAAAUAGUGGUAAUCAGUAUUACUCACACUUUGCAGAGCUAAAGUCCAGCUCUGGUAUUGGAUGCGUGAAGUGGAAUAAUCCCCACUCAAGGAUAUGUGAAGUGGCGCUGGUUGGCAGAUAUAUGAGACGAAUCUGAAGUCCAGUGUUGGUAUGGUCCAGCCCAAAAGUAAAAAGAGUAAAAUAUAGUGCUCUCUGUUUUCUGAAUAAAAAAUUUUUUUUAAGAAAUAUUAAAUUUACUCACAAUAUUUAGAGCAGGCUUAUACUGCUCGAUGUAAGCGUAUGGGUGGUAUAAUCCCCACCUACAGAUUCUUUGUGCUUCUUUAUUAAGUGCUGAAUAUCAAUGUAGCCAGGUAAAAACGUGUAGAGUAAAAAAAGAAUGAUAAAAAAGGAAUAUGGCAAUCAAAAUGUUUUGUGCCCAAAGAAUUCCUUUAUUACAAUAUAGUAAAAACAGUAUCUGGAUGCGUUUCGCCUAAAAAGGCUUCUUCAAGUAGAUAAUAAAAAAAGUAUUAUCUACUUAAGGAAGCCUUUUUAGGAGAAACGCGUCUAGACACUGUUUUUACUGUAUUGUAAUAAAGGAAUUAUUAAUAAAGGAAUUAUUUAAAAAUGGUGCUCUCAGUACAGUGUAUCACAACUUCCAACAGGCCCAGCAAGGCAGUAGGCAGAUUGGAAUCUCGCCCACACUCAAAAAGAAACGAUCAUACAGAAGACACGUAUCCACUCAGAGGACAUAGAGUAGAGGGUAAGUGUCAGGUUCCUAUCCUGACAACUAAGAAUUUUGUUUCUUUUGUUUGUGUUUUUUGUUUUUUUUAAAUGUUCCAUUUUUCUUCACUAGUGGCCUCCAGAGCCACUAAUAUGAACAAACUUUCUCUCACCUGUCUAUCAUAUCAGUUCAACCUGCUAUAAGAGCUCACACCCUGCUAGACAAUUGGCCUUGACAUUGAUUGUAGUGGAGUUUUGAUCCUGGCAAGACUACAGAUCCUGGCUCCUUCUGCAAAAACCUGGUCGAUCCUGGAAUUUCAUUCAACCUGAUUUAUUCCGUUCAACCUGCUACUUUCCAAACUUGCUUAUUAUCCAUACGUUUGGAGAAAAUCUAUACAUACGCUUGGAGGUAAACUAAUCUGUGAAUGCUACCUGUAUUAUACAUUACUGGACUUGGAUUUAAUAUUGAAUUGUUACUGAAUUUACGGUAGACUACUUUACCAACGUGGAGAUUACAAACCUCCUUGGUAAUUAGAAUUAUCCUAAAGGACUCUAAUUCAUCUAGCCCAAAAUCCUACUAUUCAACCUGCAAACCAAAAGAGGCUUAUCCACUAAAUGCCUCACUUACCUGUAUUACUUUAACCUUUAUAUUUCUGUUUAGUUCAGUCUAUUGUAUUGUUUUUCUGUAACCUAUAAUUCUCAGUUAUAAGUUUUCUUCUCUUUAUUUCUUGUAAUAUCUAUUCUGUUAUCAUGUUGCUAAAAAUCCUGCCUGGGGCAUAUUGCCUAUUAUUAUUAUUAUUGUUAUUAUUUAUAUAGCGCCAUCACAUUCCGUAGCGCUUUACAAUGGGUUGACUAACAGACAUGUAACUGUAACCAGACAACUGGACGCACAGGAACAGAGAGGUAAACCUUUUAUUUCAGUAAUCCCCUGCUACCUUACCUAGAACUUCCUUUUUAUAUAUUCUUUCUUACUACUACAUAUAUAUAUAUAUUCUGCUUCCUGUUAAUCCUGCCUAGGGCUUAUUGCCUAAAUCAAAAUUUCUUAGUACACACAAUACUUUCCUGUAAUUACAUUUAUCGAUUCUUCUUAUUUUCACUUUCUAAUAGUCCUGCUAUUCUUAUUGUUUUCAAGACAAAUCAUGUCUAAAUCAAAAAUAAAGACCCUGAAGUUUGUAAAAUGAAUUAGUUUAGAAGAUUAGAUGCAGAUAUAAUAAAUAUGAUGCAAUUUGUACAGAAAUAUAUCUAUCGGCAAAAAUAAACAACUUAUUUUUUUCUUAUUAAAUAUAUAGUACAGAGACCAUAAGUGUAUGCAAAAACAUAGAUACCACAAAAGUCUACGCAUUUCACUCCCGCUAACAGCGCUUACUACGUCAGGCCAGUCCUCCUAAGGAGAACUCAACAUUUCGAUGUGCACAAAUAACUCAUUUUAUAUAUGUUAUUUAUGUUUUAUACAAGUGUUAGGAGUCCAGUCUGUAAUUUGGUUCUGUGACUUAAUACAAACCGGAUAUACUAAUAGGAGAUUUUUGUAAUCAUACAAAGAGGAAUGUUUGUACCCAUGCAGUAAAAACACUUUAAAAAUGUUUUUUUUUUUUUAAAUUACUCUGAACAACUCCUACACAUGUUAAAAUGAACCUGUAAUCUUUUCGGGCCCAUAGUUUCUCUUCUAUCGCUGCCAGCACUGUCCGCCCCGCUUUGCUACUAGAAAUAAGUUCGAUAGAAAUUACUUACCUCGUUCCAGCAUUUAGACUCCACUCCUGCAGCCACCCACGCCACCAUUUGAAGAUGUCUGCAUGCCUGACAUUUGUUCUCCCAUCUUAAUUAUUGUGUAUGCAUUAGGGAAAUUUGGUUUGGCAUUCCGAAAAUCGGCGGUUCUGUUCGGGACUUUGGCACUUCGGGUAAGUGUAGGGUUAGGAGUAGGUGUGGGGUUAGGAGUAGGGUCAAGGUUAGGGGUAGAGGUACCCUAACUAUAACCCUACUCCUAGCCCAACCCUACCACAAUCCUACCCCUACCUGUUUUGCCACUUUUCAGACGUCCGAAGCACUUCGGCCAUUCGGAAGCAUCCGAAUGUCCGAAUUUUCAUUCAAACCGAACCAAAUUGCACAUGUCUACUAUGCAUUGUUGUUGUAGCGGAAUGCAGUAAGCCUGUCCUAUAACCUGCCUGUGUGAUUAUCUUUUGUACAUUCUGCCUGUGUUACUUCUCCCAUUUCGUAUGUUGUAUUGUGUGAAUAUAUGCUAUUCGGUAGUUUCCAUCCGUACCAUAUACGUAUGGAAACUACCGAACGGAUAGACCACCCCAGAGAGAAGUGUGUUGGUAAUUAAGGUUGCAUACCGUGAAAACCGCAAGUUAACAAUGUAUCUGGGUGGCCGCCAUUCGGCAUGCGUACACGUGGCGGCGGCCAUCUUACGCAUGAAAAGCUCAGCGGUGUUCGGUCGUCGAGUGUCUGGAACCCAAAUCGGAUACUCAAACAACCGAACAUCGCUGAGACCUCCGGAGUUCCGUAUCUGGCGAACGGAAAGUCUGAACAACUCCCCAUUCGGUAGAAACAAAGUACCGAAUGGGGGAAUCAGUAUCUAGGCGAAUAUAAGUGUAAAGGGCCAGUAUCAAUGUGUGUUUUAACUGCCGAACGGAGACCGACCGCAGGGCCCAAACUCAUGGAACCCUUUUCGGAUACCAACUCGUGUGCGGUCGGUCAAACUUCACCUCUCUAUAACUGCCGAACCCCUGGUCUGAUCUGGGUGAAUUUUGGAUAUAAUAGUCACCCAGAUCAGGGCUACCUAGCGGUACUCUAAUAUUAAGGUUGUAUAAUGGUUUAGGGGUACAUCUAGGUUCGGGGUGAAUUGCUGUACCAGUUAAGGGGAUUAUGACUCACUCUGAGGGGAGGAGAGGUGUGGGAGGUAACAAGCACUGUAUUGGCUAAUGUCAUAAUUCAUGUUGUUCCCUCCCUUGCAUGGGAGCAGGCUUUAUAAAGAACUGUGGAAUAAAUGAGAGUUAGUUCUUCUACUCCUGAAACUGUGUGUCGUCCAGUUAUUGGGAGUGUCGUGGGGAUAUUGCUGUACCUGUUACCUGAUGGAAAACUAUGCUGUGGAUUUACUACUGACUCGUUCCUGAGCCUCACUAGGAUCUUAAGCGGAGAAUAGCUGUGAGAGAUCAGCUCUCCGCUACAUUGGUUGGCAGCGCUGGGAUCCAGACUCACAGAGGAACAGGGAUUAAUGGAGAUUGACCUUGCUACCCUAAAGAGAUCCACAUUGAAAGACCUCCUGGAAGCAAAAGGUGUUUCAGCCAGCAGCAAAUCUAAAGCGACACUCAUAACUGAAGUGAUGGCAGAAUACGGGGCAGAAGAGGUCCAGGCCACAGAACAAAGACCAGAAACAGAACAAGAGGAGUUCCAGAGACAGUUACAAUUCAGGUUGGCCUUUUAUGGGGAAAACCCACCGACAGAGAUCAUUGCUAAAACCAUGACAGAGGUGCAGGAGUUUGUAAUGAGCAAAAGGAGGCCACAAGCACCAGAAAGGAGUACAGCAGGAGCUGUGGCACAAGAGGGUAAGCCCAAAAUCCCCUAUCAAGCGUUUAAAACAUAUGUGGAAGCAGAGGAGGAUAUAGAUGCCUUCCUGCAGGACUUUGAAAGACUGUGUACGCUGCAUAACAUACCAAGGGAAGAGUGGGUACCCGUAUUAGCAGGACGGCUGUCCGGGAGGGCAGCGGAAGCUUACCGUACUAUACCUGACACAGAGAUCAGGAACUAUAACCGUGUAAAAGAGGUUAUCCUAGCUAGGUAUGCAAUGACACCAGAGGCAUACCGGAGACGUUUCAGAGAGCUGAAAAAGGCUGACAAGGACUCUCACGCAGAGUGGGCUUGCCGACUAGAAAGGGCAGCUCUUGGGUGGAUGCAGUCAAGUAAAGCGCGGUCCAUGGAGGACUUGUUGCAAUUGUUGCUAUUGGAACAGUUCUAUGAGGGGAUAUCUGCAGAACUGCAGGAAUGGGUGAGGGACCGGAACCCCACCUCCCUCACCGAGGCUGCUAAAAAGGCAGAUGACUUUAUGGAUGCCCGCAGGCAAACCAAGGCAGUGAGUACCAAACCUGCCCUGCGACCGCUGGGGGGAAACUCCUUUGUCCCUAACCCUCAGCCUCCACCAAGGCAACUUCCUCCACCGGCACCGGCAGCGGCGCAAACGAGAUAUCGCACACCUGCCUCUGUGCAAUGCCACCGGUGCCAGAAGUGGGGACAUUUCCAGCGAGAUUGUCCACAGCCGAGAGAUCGUACCACCUGGAUCCGACCAGGGCCUCCACCACCACCACCGAGAGCAGCAGCACAUCACUACCAGGAAGAGGUACCACUUCCCUACAACUCUGCCGUUCCAGUCACGACUGUGGAACAGUGGGAAGUGCUGCAUGAGGCCAACCCAUUACAGGCCCAAGCGGACAAUCGACAGCACCAUAGGCAGACCGUAUAUCUAGACGGGAAACCUAUGCAAGGACUCAGAGACUCGGGAGCCACCAUCACCCUAGUGCAAAGCCAUUUGGUCGCUGACAAGGCCAAACUUAACAAGACUGUGGCGGUCCGAGUUGCAGGGGGAGCCGUGUAUCGGCUAGACACAGCCAGGGUACACUUGCAUUGGGGUGCGGGGUUCGGGAAUGUGGAAGUGGGAUUAAUGCCGCAAUUGCCUGCCGAAGUGGUCCUAGGGAAUGACCUGGGCCGACUCACUUCCACCUUUGAGCCCCAAACUACUGAGGAAGCGCACCCAGUAGUCACCAGGCAACAGGCCCGCACCCAGACCAACAACGCACUGCCGGAGGUCCAGGUAAGAGAUCCUUCCCCGUCCCUAGACUGUCUCCCUUGGGCCCCUCCUGCCGAAUUUGUAGCCGAGGUGACCACUGACCCUACCUUACAGGUAUACCGAGACAAGGUCACCUCUAACCAACCGGGGGCGGAGGGGGAAAGAUUUGUGUGGGACCGACAGUUAUUGUACCGAGAAACGAGUAAACAGGUAGAGGGGUCAGACCCCAUCACUGCAAGACAGUUAGUAGUACCACAGAGGUACCGAACCGAAUUACUCCGGAUAGCACACGAUAUCCCGCUAUCUGGACAUUUAGGGGUCAGUCGUACCAGAUAUCGACUAACCCAAAAUUUCUUCUGGCCAGGGAUUAGCCAGGAGGUGCGCAGGUAUUGUAGCACCUGCGAUACAUGCCAGAGGGUAGGGAAGAGGGGGGACAGGCGUAAGGCUAAGCUACACCCGCUUCCCAUAAUCGAAGAACCCUUUCAUAGGGUCGCAGUAGAUAUUGUAGGUCCCCUCCGGAAACCUAGCCCAUCGGGCAAACGGUACAUCUUGACCGUAGUGGACUAUGCCACUCGCUACCCCGAGGCAGUGGCCCUAACCAACAUCCAUGCAGAGACGGUGGCUGAAGCGCUGAUGCAGAUUUUCUCCCGGAUGGGGUUACCCAGGGAGAUCAUCUCGGAUCAGGGCACUCAGUUCACGGCAGAGAUCACCCAACAGCUUUGGAAACUGUGUAAUGUUAAGCCCAUCAUUAGUGCCCCUUACCACCCUCAGACCAAUGGGCUUUGCGAGCGGUUCAAUGGCACUUUAAAACAGAUGCUCCGAACCUUCGCAGAAACCCAUCGGGACUGGGAGAAGUUCCUGCCGCACCUACUGUUCGCAUACAGGGAGGUGCCGCAAGAAUCUACGGGAUUCUCCCCCUUUGAACUGCUAUUCGGGAGAAGGGUCAGGGGGCCCCUAGACUUAAUUAGAGAGCAUUGGGAGGGAGACCGUAGCGCAGACGGCACCCCUAUUGUACCAUAUGUGUUGGCACUCCGAGAUCGCCUGGAAGCCCUCACAAAGACGGUAAAGGAAAACCUACAGGCGGCGCAGACGCGUCAGCGCACUUGGUACGAUAGGGGCGCCAGGGACCGUAGCUUCCAGGUCGGGCAGAAAGUUUUAAUUUUAAAACCUGUCCGACACGAUAAGCUACAGGCCGCCUGGCAAGGCCCUUAUAAAGUGGUAGAACAACGAUGUGACACCACUUAUAUAAUUGGCCACUGCGCAGGAACUGGAGGGCGACGCAUGAUUCAUGUAAACAUGAUGAAGCCCUACCAGGAACGCUCAGAGGAGGUGACCGCUAUCUGCGCACCCACCUCUGAGGAAGGCGACAGCCUACCUCUCCCCGAUCUGUUAGAAGACGGGCAGCUGGCUGGAGAUUUAGGGGCAGUCGUACUGGGGGAUCGGUUGAGCCCACAGGAGCGUAUCGAGGUACAACAGCUACUGCAAGAAAAGCAGGAGACCUUUUCCAAUGUACCUGGAUACACCCCUCUGGCCACCCACCGAGUAGAAACCCCAGGGCAACUCCCCAUGCGCCAGCCCUCGUACCGCAUCCCUGAAGCGGUACGUGAGAACAUGCGCAAAGAAAUUGAGGAGAUGAUUCAGUUAGGAGUCAUUGAACCCUCAGAUAGCCCCUGGGCUUCGCCGGUGGUCCUCGUACCAAAACGGGACGGCACGACCCGCUUUUGCGUGGACUACCGGAGGUUGAAUGAGAAGACGGUAUCCGACGCAUACCCGAUGCCCAGAAUAGACGAGCUACUAGACCGGAUGGCCAGGGGCCAAUACCUUACCACUAUUGACUUGUGUAAAGGGUAUUGGCAGAUCCCCUUAGCCCCGGACGCCAUCCCUAAGUCCGCUUUUGUCACCCCAUUCGGCCUGUACCAAUUCAAGGUCAUGCCGUUUGGGAUGAAAAACGCGCCGGCUACCUUCCAGCGGAUGGUGGAUCGCCUCCUAGAUGGGUUCCAGGACUACACCUGCGCCUAUCUCGAUGAUAUUGCCAUAUUUAGCGAUACCUGGCAGGAGCACUUGGCCCAUAUAGGAGCGGUCCUAGACCGAAUCAGAGAAGCGGGUUUGACCCUGAAACCCGCUAAGUGUAGCAUUGGAAUGGCCGAGGUACAGUACCUGGGCCACCGAGUGGGCUGUGGGAAACAAAAGCCAGAACCCGCCAAAGUAGAGGCGGUAGCCCAAUGGCCCACCCCGAGGACUAAAACCCAGGUGUUAGCCUUCCUAGGAACAGCAGGGUACUACCAAAAGUUUGUCCCCAAUUACAGUGCGCUGGCCAAACCUCUCACUGACCUGACUCGUAAAAACCUUCCCCGCCAAGUAACCUGGACCCCGGAGUGCGAACAGGCAUUCCAACACCUGAAAGAUGCCCUUGUUAAUGCCCCUGUCUUGGCCGCUCCCAAUCCAACUAAACGUUUUCUUGUCCACACAGACGCUUCUAUGUUUGGAUUGGGGGCAGUAUUGAGCCAAGUCGGGGCAGAUGGCGGAGAACACCCCGUGGCUUACAUCAGUCGCAAACUUUUACCCCGAGAAGUAAGCUACGCCGCCAUCGAGAAGGAAUGCCUGGCUGUGGUGUGGGCCUUGAAGAAAUUGCAGCCUUAUUUGUAUGGACAGGCUUUUUCCCUGCUCACGGAUCACAACCCGUUAGUCUGGCUGAACCGGGUGGCUGGGGACAAUGCCAGGCUGCUGCGCUGGAGUUUGGCGCUGCAGCCUUUUGACUUUAAUAUUCAGUACCGCCCGGGAAAGCAGAAUGGAAACGCCGACGGGUUGUCUCGACAAACUGAUCUUGAAAAAUGAUCCGUGAGCACCCCGGUCAUCCCCAAGCCGAUCCGUAAGGGAUCAGACUGUGUAUGCCGGCUUGUGGGCAAGGGGGAGCAGUGUAGCGGAAUGCAGUAAGCCUGUCCUAUAACCUGCCUGUGUGAUUAUCUUUUGUACAUUCUGCCUGUGUUACUUCUCCCAUUUCGUAUGUUGUAUUGUGUGAAUAUAUGCUAUUCGGUAGUUUCCAUCCGUACCAUAUACGUAUGGAAACUACCGAACUGAUAGACCACCCCAGAGAGAAGUGUGUUGGUAAUUAAGGUUGCAUACCGUGAAAACCGCAAGUUAACAAUGUAUCUGGGUGGCCGCCAUUCGGCAUGCGUACACGUGGCGGCGGCCAUCUUACGCAUGAAAAGCUCAGCGGUGUUCGGUCGUCGAGUGUCUGGAACCCAAAUCGGAUACUCAAACAACCGAACAUCGCUGAGACCUCCGGAGUUCCGUAUCUGGCGAACGGAAAGUCUGAACAACUCCCCAUUCGGUAGAAACAAAGUACCGAAUGGGGGAAUCAGUAUCUAGGCGAAUAUAAGUGUAAAGGGCCAGUAUCAAUGUGUGUUUUAACUGCCGAACGGAGACCGACCGCAGGGCCCAAACUCAUGGAACCCUUUUCGGAUACCAACUCGUGUGCGGUCGGUCAAACUUCACCUCUCUAUAACUGCCGAACCCCUGGUCUGAUCUGGGUGAAUUUUGGAUAUAAUAGUCACCCAGAUCAGGGCUACCUAGCGGUACUCUAAUAUUAAGGUUGUAUAAUGGUUUAGGGGUACAUCUAGGUUCGGGGUGAAUUGCUGUACCAGUUAAGGGGAUUAUGACUCACUCUGAGGGGAGGAGAGGUGUGGGAGGUAACAAGCACUGUAUUGGCUAAUGUCAUAAUUCAUGUUGUUCCCUCCCUUGCAUGGGAGCAGGCUUUAUAAAGAACUGUGGAAUAAAUGAGAGUUAGUUCUUCUACUCCUGAAACUGUGUGUCGUCCAGUUAUUGGGAGUGUCGUGGGGAUAUUGCUGUACCUGUUACCUGAUGGAAAACUAUGCUGUGGAUUUACUACUGACUCGUUCCUGAGCCUCACUAGGAUCUUAAGCGGAGAAUAGCUGUGAGAGAUCAGCUCUCCGCUACAGUUGUGGCUGGGAUUGUGGUGUUGGGAAUUUAAAUUAAAGGCCACUUUCCCUAUAAUGGGGAUCUAGUUUAUUUUUUUUGGAAAUGUUCAAUAAAUGUGAAAUGUGAAAUUAAUUAAAUCCCAGAGGGUCUCUGGUGUCCUUGGCGAGAAGCUGUAUCCCCAACCAUGAAAAAGUAAACAUUUCAGUUUUUGGUUUUUCUUGUCUGCAUUUCCAUGGUAAGUAUUCAGGGCUGGACUGGGAAGAAAAAUUCCAGGGCAGACCAUGUGCAAAGCUAAGAUGAAGAGCUCUAGCAUGAGUAAAAGUCCCUGUAUUUGUUCUGCACUUCGCAAGCAAAUUUAGUAACAUGCUUGUGUUGUGUUUGCUUGAAACUUGUCUCUGGUGUCUCCAUAAAUGGGGUACCCGGAGCCAAAAAUGCCAGGAAGAGUGUGUUUGGAGCCUACUUAUCGGAUUGUGUGUGUGUAGAAUGAGUUGAUUGUUGUGUGGUAUUGUGUUAAUAGGUUGGUUUCAGUCAUAGUGUGUGUGUGUGUGUGUGUUCGUAGAGGAUUCAGAGUGUGAACAUAUAUAGAUGACUCAGAGUUAUGUAAAGGAUCUAGUGUGUGUGUUUGGAAUGUAAUGUGUGUAAGGGGUUCUGUAGUUUGUGUGUGUGUGUGUGUCUGUGUUUGGAAGUAUUGUGUGUGUGUUGGGGGGGCUGCUGUGUGUGAAGGGUAUAGUGCGUAUGUGUGAGGAGAAUAGUGUGAGUGAGGGUGAUGUGUGUUUGGAGGGAGGCAGGUUAAUCAUCCUCAAAUCAUGAAUAUAUAUUUACACACACAUAUUUAUAGUUGUGUGAUGAUGGUGAUGUGCCAAAGAAAUGCUUGUUGCCAUAUUGCAAGCACAGUACACGCACAUCCCACCUUAUGACAAAAACAACAUAAGUAAAACACCUUAUUUUUAAAUGCAUAACUCAAGGACAUCACACCAUACCAGUGACAGACUGGGGAUAAACACCAGCUCUGGAAAUAAUUGUAUACCAGACCCAUAGCAUUGUGUCAUUAUGCCAGCUCCAUAUCAUAACAUUAUUUUCUUGUUCAUAAGAGGGAAAACCAUGCAUUUUAAAGCACAUUUGAAUAGUGUAUUAUUUAUAGAUAAAACUGAUCUAUAACCCUGCACAGUGCAAUAUACACCCCUGGUAUGUACACAAGGUUAUAUCUCACACACUGUCCUGAAAUACAAUUGUGCUCAAAAGUUUGCAUACCCUGGCAGAAAUUGUGAAAUGUUGUAAUUGAUUUUGAAAGUAUGACCGAUCAUGAAAAAAAAAAUGUUUUAUUGAAGGAUAAUGAUCAUUUGAAACAAUGUAUUAUCACAGGGUUGUUUGGCUCCUUUUUCACGAUGUUAACAGAAAUCACCCAAAUGGACCUCACCAAAAGUUUACAUACCCUUGAAUGUUUGGCCUUGUUACAUUCACACAAGGUGACACACACAGAUUGAAAUGGCAAUUAAAGAUUAAUUUCCCACACCUGUGGAUUUUUAAAUUGUAAUUAGUGUUUGUAUAUAAAUAGUCAACGAGUUUGUUAGCUGUCACGUGAAUGCACUCAGCAGGCAAGAUACUGAGCCAUGGAGGGCAGAAAAGAACUAUCACAAGACCUGCGUAACAAGGUAAUGGAACUUCAUAAAGAUGGAAAAUUAUAUAAAAAGAUAUUCAACACCUUAGAAAAAAUGCCAGUCAGUACUGUUCAAUCAUUGACGGUCGAAUACCGGGAGCUCCUGCGGCCAAACAAGUGGGGGCUCCCCUGGCUCUCUGGGAGCGAUUGUCCCCUUCGGUCUGUAGUAUCUUCCUUUUAAAUACCGCUUUCCUGGCAGCUUGGAAAUGGGGCAAAACAGUGGGUAAAGGUGAAAGUGGAGGAGAGGAUUGAGUGGCCGAUUAUAGUUCCAUUCGGUUAUCAGUUAAGUACCGCUGAGGACAUUUCAGUAGUUUGUAUGGCCGAAUGACUGCCGGUGAGGGAGUGCUGAACCAGGGGAUAGUGAAUAGUUCUCUUGGGGAAGCCGUGCAUGUUAACUUUCUAACGGGAUUUCCAGAACCGGCCCAUAGUCGGUAGGCAGGAGGCCAGUUUCCACACUCCUCGUUUGCGUUUGCCACAAAUACCAUCCCCACUGUGAAGCAUGGUGGUGACUCACUGAUGUUUUGGGGGGGUGGGCGGGUGAGCUCUAAUGGCACAGGGAAAAUUGUUGGCAAGAUGAAUAAAAAAAUACUGGCAGACAACUUGCAUUUUCAACUUGCAGAAAAAGGCAGUGGCGUACUAAGGGGGGAGCGGGGGGGCGGUCCGCCCCGGGUGCCACCAGGGUGGGGGGUGCCAUGACCAGCCCCGCCGCCCCCCCCAUGCUGCAGCCGCCCGAGCGCUCUGUGAAGAGCCUCAGGCGGCUGCAGCUUUGCCCGGGCGGUGCGUCCAUGAGGGCGGACCGCACCGCCCGGGCGCAACCUGAGGAGAGGCUGACAGGAGGGAGCGCUCAGCGCUGAGCGCUCCCUCCUGUCACUCCCUCUGUAGUAGAGUGGCCGAGCUCUGCCGCAUGCUAGUCUGACGGUAAUAGGGAGCAGUUGUUCUGUGCCGACUACGGAAGUGCACACGUGUGCACUUCCUGUUAGUCCCGGCACAGGAACAGCAAAAGCUCCCUGUACCCGCGCGACUAUACAGGCCGGCCACCCAUACAGGGAGGUAGGGGGGAGGGGAGAAAGAGAGGGGAGAGAGAGAAAAAGGGGUGAGAGAGAGAAAUAAGGGGGUGAGAGAGAGAAAUAAGAGGUAGAGAGAAAGAAAUAAGUGAGAGAGGGGUGAGAAAGAGAACAAGGGGGUGAGAAAGAGAAAGUAAGUGAGAGGAGUGAGAAAAAUAAAUAAGGGGUGAGAGAGGGUGAUAAAAAGAAAUAAGAGGGGGUGAGAAAGAGAAAUAGGGGUGAGAAAGAAAAUGAGGGGGGGUGAGAAAGAGAAAUAAGGGGUGAGAAAGAGAAAUAAGGGGUGAGAAAGAGAAAUAAGGGGUGAGAGAGAGAGAUAAGGGGGGUGAGAGAGAGAAAUAAGGGGGGGUGAGAGAGAGAAAAGGGGGGUGGGUGAGAAAGAAAAAGAAGGUGGGUGAGAGAGAAAGGAGGGGGGUGAGAGAAAAUAGGAGCGGGGGUAAGAGAGAAAUUAGGAGGGGGUGAGAAAGAGAAAUUGGGAGGAGGAGAAGGAAAUUGGAGCGGGAGGAGAGAUUGACAUUCAUCACAUACACACAAUGCACCCCUUGCACACAGAAAAACACACAGACACACAUACACAAGCAAUGCAACCGUUACACACAAUGCAUCCCUUACACACACAGAAACACACAAUGCAUUCAUUACACACACUCAAUGCACCCCUUACACACAUUCAAUGCAUCCCAUACAUACACAGAAACACACCUUGCAGCCCUUACACAUACAAACACAAUUUCACACAAUGCAUUCCUUACACACAUAUCAGGACAUCCCCUACACACUCCACCCCCUGUGAACAAACUCAUUGGUGGAACAUGAAGGUGGACCCUGGGACCCAGACCUUGAGCUGUGUAAAGGACCCCCAAAAAAUGGAGCUGCUUCCCGUUCUCCCAGAACAUUGAUUUUUGUGACCACAGUUACAAACCGCCUCCAGAGAGCCUGUUCUGCACCAGACCAGUGGAGCCAGACUGCAGCUAGAGCCCAUCAUCAUCCUCAUCUGGUUGUAAGUAGGCAAUCUAGUAUAUUAUUCGUGGCACUAAGCUCUAAUUUACCUCACAUUAAAGAAACACUAUAGUCCCCAGAACCACUUCAGCUUAAUGUAGUGGUUCUGGUGUCUAUAGCCUGUCCCUGCAGGCCUUUUAAUGUAAACACGGCGGCACUGCAGCACUGGCGUUAGUUAACAUGGCAAAUCAUAUGGCUGGGGCAUUGUGAUGUCACAUGGGGGGCGGCAAACUUUACUUUUGCCUUGGGCGGCAAAAAUCCUUGUACCGGCCCUGGCUGGAGGGGGCUGUGUGAGCUGUGGCCGCACAGUGUCCCAUGGUAGUUAGGGUGCCGUGCGGCCAGUACAGCUCACUCAAGCAAACAGCUGAUAAACUGGCCGCACGGAGGAAAUGUGUAUGUGUGACUGUCUGCCUGUGACUGUGUGUGACUGUCUGCCUGUAACUGAGUGUGUGACUGUCUGCCUGGUAACUGAGUGUGUGACUGUCUGUCUGUAACUGAGUGUGUGACUGUCUGCCUGUAAAUGUGUGUGUGGGGCUGCAGGGAUUUUGUAGAAGGGGGCGGGGGUUUUGUAUUGGGACAGGAGUCUUUAUAAGAGGGGAUAAGCAGGGGAUUUGUGGAAGGGGGUUGCGGGGGUUUUGUAGACGGGGCAGUACAGGAUUUGUAGAAGGGGCAGGACAGAGGUUUUGUAGGAGGGGCGGGGCAGGACAAGGGUUUUGUAGGAGGGGCUGACAACGGUUUUGCAAAGUUUACAAAUUGUAAAAUAAAAGAAAGAGAACCUUUAACAUUUUUUACAGGUUUUGGGGGGGAGGGUGGGGUGCCAAGCACAGGAUCCGCCCCGGGUGCCAAAUGCUCUAGGUACGCCCCUGGAAAAAGGUCAAGGUUCUGGAGUGGCCAUCACAGUCUCCUGAUCUUAAUAUCAUCGAGCCACUCUGGGUAGAUCUCAAAUGUGCGAUUCAUGCAAGAGGACCAAAGACUUUGCAUGACCUGGAGGCAUUUUGCCAAGACGAAUGGGCAGCUACAGCACCUGCAAGAAUUAGGAGCCUCAUAGACAACUAUUACAAAAGACUGCAUGCUGUCAUUGAUGCUAAAGGGGACAAUACACAGUAUUAAGAUCUAAGGGUAGGCAGACUUUUGAACAUGGGUCAUUUCAUUUGUUUCUUUGUUGCCAUGUUUUGUUUAAUGAUUGUGCCAUUCUGUUAUAACCUACAGCUGAAUAUGAAUCCCAUGAGAAAUAAAUGAAAUGUGUUUUGCCUGCUUACUCAUGUUUUCUUUAAAAAUUGUACAUAUAUUACCAAUUCUCCAAGGGUAUGCAAACGUUUUGAGCACAACUGUAUAGUGUAGUAGAUUGAAUGUAUAUAUGGAGAACACUGGUUAGCAAUUAUUUUCUCCUUUUUUGUUCCCCUCAGCUUUUUAGCGUUAUUUCCUUUUUUCACUUAUAGUUUUUUUUUUAACUAAUUGAAUUAAAAGUUAUAUUUUAUCUAUUAAUUGUCUAGACCACUUUGGGGUUGCUGUAAUAGUACAAGAGCCAUAAGGGGACUCUUAUCAUUUCCCCUUUAGACUAUCUUGUACGUUUUUCUUUUCCUUAAAUUAUAAGUAUAUAUGGGGAAGAAACAAAUAAAUGCACCCACAAUAUUUAGAGCCUUCAAUCAGCUCUCCCUAAAAGUGUCUUUAUUAAUUUCAGUAUUAAAAUUUUCAAUAUUUAAAAAAAAUAAAAAUAAAAAAAAAAAAUAUAUAUAUAUAUAUAUAUAUAUAUAUAUAAAUUACACUAUUAAAGGGUACAUAUGAUGACAAAUACAACUCUUAAAGGAGUACAGCAACCAUUUCUUUUUAUAAUACAUCUAUUUUACUUUUUAAUGCCCUAUUGGGCACUAUUAGCAUGUUCACCUCAUUUUUCUUUUUUUAUUCUUCCACAACCUUACAUUGCCAUGUAACAUUACAUCUUCCCUCUCCUUGGUGCAAUCAAGAAGCAUUUGAUUGGACCAACCAUAGAGAAACAUUCCACUGGACCAAUCUCCAGGACCAGAGUUCAUGCACAUGCUCUGAGACAGGGAGUAUAGAGAGGGAGAGGAUGGGGGAGACUGGGGAGGCAGGGGAUUAUUAAAUAAAUAAAUGAAUAGCUGUAAAAGCAGUGAGGUGGGGGAAAGUGCAACAAGGGAGGGAGGAAGGGGAGAUCCACCUUCAAGGGUUAUAGUUCAUUAUGUCUGUCACCAGCACACUGUGUUAUCAUAAAACCCUGGUUUUGGUUUUAGUAAAGUAGUAACCCUUUCAUGCAAAAACAAAGAAGAUGAAACUAGCUUGGUUUUUAGCACAGAGGACAUGUUCUCCCUCAGCCCCAUCUUCAGAUCAGGAUAGAGGUCAAGGAGGAUGGUGUGAGGGGGAUAGCAUGGAGAGGGAUAUGCAUAUUGGCUGUCUGGUGCCAGUAUGCUGUACAUGUGGUGUCAGAUGCCAAUUUUGCACAGAAUUUAUAUUGGCCAGCCUGGAACAAAGCUAUUGAUGCUGCUUGAUGCAAAGCGAAACCUCCUACAGCUAAGAGGUUAAUCUCUGUAUGUCCCACUGAUGACGACCAAUGACCAACGACGACCAAUGAUGCCGCAAGAGCCUCCGGCAACUCUCUAUGUAUAGCAUUUCAAAAGGAAUCACUGAAGUGGUCAUGGUGUUUGUAGUAACCCUUUAAUGAUGUCCUAAGAUUGUUUAAAGUUUAAAACGCAUGAUGCAUUCUCUUUGUGAGUUAGUGACAGAACUCAACACAACACUAAUAACAUAUCAUGACUAGAACAACAAAACACAACAUGAAUAACACAAUAUUCAUUAAACAAAAGUGUUAAUUCCACAAUAUGAAUGUUACAGAGGAGGGGAGUGUUAAGGAGACCCCCACAUUGCGUCAAUUUAUUUCUAAAUAGUUUCCUAUAAAAUCAGGGUUCAGCACUCAGGGACUACAGCUAAAAUAGCACCAAUUAAUGUUACAUUGCUUACAGUGUCUAUCUACUUUCAUUACCGAUAUACUUAGUAAUAUUUGCCAAGAUUAAUUCAAUUAAUGAUCAGCAGGUAUAUUUUUCAUUAUGGAAUAAUAAAUACAUACUGCCCUAUACAAUAAACACAUCUAACAAUAUAUUAAUUCCCCAUGGUGUAAUAUUACAAUAAACACAUAUAACAAUAUAUAAUUCCCCAUGGUGUAAUAUUACAAUAAACACAUAUAACAAUAUAUAAUUCCCCAUGGUGUAAUAUUACAAUAAACACAUAUAACAAUAUAUAAUUCCCCAUGGUGUAAUAUUACAAUAAACACAUAUAACAAUAUAUAAUUCCCCAUGGUGUAAUAUUACAAUAAACACAUAUAACAAUAUAAUAAUUCCCCAUGGUGUAAUAUUACAAUAAACACAUAUAACAAUAUAUAAUUCCCCAUGGUGUAAUAUUACAAUAAACACAUAUAACAAUAUAUAAUUCCCCAUGGUGUAAUAUUAAAUACAUAUAACAAUAUAUAAUUCCUCAUGGUGUAAUAUUACAAUAAACACAUAUAACAAUAUAAUAAUUCCCCAUGGUGUAAUAUUACAAUAAAUACAUAUAACAAUAUAAUAAUUCCCCAUGGUGUAAUAUUACAAUAAACACAUAUAACAAUAUAAUAAUUCGCCAUGGUGUAAUGUUAUAAUAAACACAUAUAACAAUAUAAUAAUUCCCCAUGGUGUAAUGUUACAAUAAAUACAUAUAACAAUAUAUAAUUCCCCAUGGUGUAAUAUUACAAUAAACACAUAUAACAAUAUAUAAUUCCCCAUGGUGUAAUAUUACAAUAAACACAUAUAACAAUAUAUAAUUCCCCAUGGUGUAAUGUUACAAUAAACACAUAUAACAAUAUAAUAAUUCCCCAUGGUGUAAUAUUACAAUAAACACAUAUAACAAUAUAUAAUUCCCCAUGGUGUAAUGUUACAAUAAACACAUAUAACAAUAUAUAAUUCCCCAUGGUGUAAUAUUACAAUAAACACAUAUAACAAUAUAUAAUUCCCCAUGGUGUAAUAUUACAAUAAAUACAUAUAACAAUAUAUAAUUCCCCAUGGUGUAAUGUUACAAUAAAUACAUAUAACAAUAUAUAAUUCCUCAUGGUGUAAUAUUACAAUAAAUACAUAUAACAAUAUAUAAUUCCCCAUGGUGUAAUGUUACAAUAAACACAUAUAACAAUAUAAUAAUUCCCCAUGGUGUAAUGUUACAAUAAAUACAUAUAACAAUAUAUAAUUCCCCAUGGUGUAAUAUUACAAUAAACACAUAUAACAAUAUAUAAUUCCCCAUGGUGUAAUGUUACAAUAAACACAUAUAACAAUAUAUAAUUCCCCAUGGUGUAAUAUUAAAUACAUAUAACAAUAUAUAAUUCCCCAUGGUGUAAUAUUACAAUAAACACAUAUAACAAUAUAAUAAUUCCCCAUGGUGUAAUAUUACAAUAAACACAUAUAACAAUAUAUAAUUCCCCAUGGUGUAAUAUUACAAUAAACACAUAUAACAAUAUAUAAUUCCCCAUGGUGUAAUAUUACAAUAAACACAUAUAACAAUAUAUAAUUCCCCAUGGUGUAAUGUUACAAUAAACACAUAUAACAAUAUAUAAUUCCCCAUGGUGUAAUGUUACAAUAAACACAUAUAACAAUAUAAUAAUUCCCCAUGGUGUAAUAUUACAAUAAACACAUAUAACAAUAUAUAAUUCCGCAUGGUGUAAUAUUACAAUAAACACAUAUAACAAUAUAAUAAUUCCCCAUGGUGUAAUGUUACAAUAAACACAUAUAACAAUAUAAUAAUUCCCCAUGGUGUAAUAUUACAAUAAACACAUAUAACAAUAUAUAAUUCCCCAUGGUGUAAUAUUACAAUAAACACAUAUAACAAUAUAUAAUUCCCCAUGGUGUAAUGUUAUAAUAAACACAUAUAACAAUAUAAUAAUUCCCCAUGGUGUAAUGUUAUAAUAAACAUAUCACACAGGCAGUUAUUGUAUUUCCCUCUGAAAGUGAAAGUAAAUUAUUCUGGCGGUAAAACUGGGCGGUAAAGUCACAUUAGAAAUUCAUAUAACUAGUAAUAUGUCAGUAACAAUGUGUGCACAGAGCAGUUUGCUGGCUAUUCUCCUAUGGCUGCAAGUCACUGACAGCUCAGGUAAGUGAUUCACCUCCUGUUACAUUGUGUUAAUAAUUCUACUUACCUGCAAUCCUGUAUGAUACCGAGCACAGAGGGGCAGUUACUGCUACACUAUCCGGGUGGGCGUUAUUGGGGCAUUCUGAAAGAGCUGACACUGAGGGCUUAUUCACUAAAGAUCGAUCUGUGCAGAAUGUGAGAGUUUAACCCUUUGUGUGCUGCUGGUAUAACGAACUCCCUCUCCCAUGGUUUCAGGGUUCAGGGAGGUAGGUGCCCAUCACUCACUGUACCUGCUGCCAUGCCCUGAUACUGGCAUAAUAAAGGGUCACUACAGGUGGAACAAUGUAUCUAUUUCAUGAUUUUUGUGGUUAGUAUUCGAAUCACAUGUGCUCGUUCAGGGGUACCUCUACUAAACAGCAAGUUCAUGGCCCAGUCUGUGGGUGCCCCAGGCUAGUGCUGAUUAGUAGAGGUACCCCUGCCUCGGGAAAUUGAAUUUCCUAAUACUAACUUGCUGUAGUUCAGUUUGCAGUUAGUACAGGAAGCAUUAUAAUAAAAAUACACCCUAUUCUCUAUACAUAGACAGACCAUUCAGAGUCUAUGAAAUCAAUGUAGCAAUACUCCAAUGUAUCAAACUGGUUUGCAAAAAUUCGUCAAAUGAAGGUAACAAUGGUACAGUGUUUUUAAAUGUAUUCAAACGCCUAUAACACUCCCACACAUGAUAAUCCCUCCCUGGAGACUAGUUACAAGCAAACAUCUAACAUGCUCCUCCCCUGUGCCUGAGAGAUAAUUACCUGAACACAUAAACAUAUAAUUGUAUUAUUUCUCAGUACAGAAACAUACAAAAUAACAAAAACCCCAAAACACAUGAAAACCCCACAAAAGUUACAUCCCCUGAGAGCCCCGAUCUGGGUGACCAAAAGUCACUUAGAUCGAUUUAGGGGUUCGGGAUUUCCAUGGAAGUCAUAAUUUUGACCGACCGUGCACAUGGUCCUAUGCCCGAAACAGUUCCAUUAAAUCAGUGCUAACGGUCGGUCAAGUUCGGUAGUUUAAAAACUAACUAAUACCAAAUGGAAUCAGGGCCGGCGCUACCAUAAGGCGGCCCAGGCGGCCGCCUUAGGGCGCACUAGCCCUGGGGGCACGACAUCAGGCAGACAGGAAGGAGGGAAGCGCACCUGGCUACCCUCCAGCUGGUUACUACUUGUAGAGUGGCCGAGCGCAGCCCAGAGAUUCCCGCCCGCGGAGCUCAGCCUCGGCCCGCCCACCUCCUAUCCUGGUGUCUGCCGCAGGCUGUGUGGAGGGGGCGGGGAUAUGAAUGACAUCAUAUCCCUGCUCCCUGUGUCCCACACAGCGCGGCUGGCGCCCUGUGAUGGGGCUGGGUUGCAGGACUGGACUCCACAGAGCCGGACAGCAUGCACCCAGGGGACAAGAUUUAACAGAUGUGAGUAUGUAAUUAUGUAUGUCUCUGUAUGUAUGUCUCUGUAUGUAUGUAUGUCUCUGUAUGUAUGUAUGUCUCUGUAUGUAUGUCUCUGUAUUUAUGUCUGUCUGUCUCUGUAUGUAUGUAUGUCAGUAUGUCUCUGUUUGUAUGUAUGUUUGUCUCUGUAUGUCUCUGUAUGUAUGUUUCUGUAUGUAUGUCUCUGUAUGUAUGUAUGUAUCUAUCUCUAUGUAUGCAUGUAUGUAUGUCUGUCUCUGUGUGUAUGUCUCUGUGUGUAUGUCUCUGUGUGUAUGUCUCUGUAUGUAUGUCUCUGUAUGUAUGUAUGUAUCUAUCUCUAUGUAUGUAUGUCUCUGUAUGCAUGUAUGUAUCUGUAUGCAUGCAUGUAUGUAACUAAAUGUUUGUUUGUCUCUGAAUGUCUGUAUAUAUAUCUCUGUAUGCAUGUGUGUAACUGUAUGCCUUUAUGUCUCUGUAUGUACGUAUGUGUCUGUGUGUCUCUGUAUGUAUGUUUAUGUAUGUAUGUCUGUAUGACGGUUUGCCUCUCUAUGUAUGAAUGUUUGUAUGUGUCUGUAUGUCUGUAUGUCUUGUAUGUAUGUUUCUGUAUGUCUCUGUAUGUAUGCCUAUAUGUCUUUGUAUGUAUGUUUCUGUAUGCCUGUAUGUCUCUGUAUGCCUGUAUAUAUGUAUGUGUCUGUAUGGCAGUAUGUCUCUGUAUGCAUGCAUGUCUCUGUAUGCAUGCAUGUCUUUGUAUGCCUGUAUGUAUGUAUGUGUCUGCAUGCCUGUAUGUUUCUGUAUGCCUGUAUGUAUGUAUGUAUGUGCCUGGAUGUCUUUGUAUGUAUGUUUCUGUAUGUAUGUAUGUAUGUGUCUGUAUGACGGUAUGCCUCUGUAUGUAUGCAUGUCUUUAUAUGCCUUCAUGUCUCUGUAUGCAUGUAUGUCUUUGCCUGUAUGUCUGUAUGUCUCUGACUGACUGUAUGUGUCUAAAUGUCUCUGUAUGAUUAUUUCUGUGUUUGUAUGACAGUGUACCUGUAUGACUUUGACUGUGUGACUGAAAAAUUAUGCCUGUGGCUUGGGAGGAAAUACACACAGGUGAAGAUGCAUUUUUUUUUUUUUUUAAAGGAGGUUGAGGGGCACCAAAAUGCAUGUUCGCCUGUGUAACUAAAAAUCCUAGCACCGGCACUGAAUGGAAUCCAUAGUUCUACCCUGGAACACAUCGUAUUUUGCAUGGCCCAAAAUCCUGGGGCAGGAGGCGGGCAAGCAGGCUCCUCCAGGAGCUUGUGGCAAACGACCAGACCCAAGGACGUUUGUCACAGUAGGAGCUAUUAAAUUAAUACUCACUCCAGCUAGUGCAGUCACUGCAUUUCCAGUACUUCUCUAGCAACCGCAAGGUGUAAUUAUAACAACUGAUAUGAAGGCAUUGUGUUUGUGGUGAUAGAGAGCAGAAGAAUGUCCUGCGGGAUAAUUCUCCUCAUCUCCUCCUCCCUCCAUUUCUGCUAGCUCAGUGUAUGUAAGAUGACAGGUACACUUCAUGACGGGGAAGGGAGAAGGGAAAAACCUAUUCCCCCACCAGUUAUAUACAGGGCCCUAGACGAAGAUCCAUUUUGCCGUCCCCUCAUGAGAUUGUUCCACAAGUUCAUUCACUAAACUCCAAAAGGAAGCAUUCCACUGAUUUCUUUUUUAGUAGAUAUACCCCAAAAGAUAAUAUGCUUUUUUUUCUGCAAGUGUCCAAUCAGAGGCUUCUCACUGAGAUGCCUCUUUUCUGGGGCUGCAGUUGUGCACAUGUGCACUCGAUCACAGCUUUCCCAUGUUUCCCUAGUUCAACUCAUUGAGAAAGGGAGAAGGCAGAUGCAUGCUUCUACAGCACGUCUGCCUUUUCUGUUAGCUCUCCGGAGCUAAAGGAAGUGUAAGAAAACCUUCUUGGCUGUGUGACAGACAGGGAGAUGUUUUGACCCCAAUUAUAAAAGGUCCAAUUUCUAUUGAGAUCAGCCAUUUUAUAAACGGUCAAGAAAAUGACAAACUCCAGACAUAGAAAGCACUUCAGCAAGUUAAAAUACUUUGUGUGGAGUAUUCCUCUCUCUUAGCAAACUGCCUUAUACAUAUACACACUCACAAAAAAACUGCCUUAUACAUAUACACACUCACAAUGCCUAAUACACACACACACACACAAUAUGCCUUAUACAUACAUGCAAACAAAGUGCUUAAUGCACACGCACCGAAACUGACGAUAACAUACAUACACCGAAACAUAAAAACUGCAUCACACUCAUACUCUGCCUAAUACAUACAUAAACUGCCUCACACAAACACACACACUGCUUUAUAUAUACAAAUGGGGAUAUGGCUUUUUUAUUUAUUUAUUUUUUUAAAUCUACUUGUCCAAAGGACUUAAGUGGAUCAAUAUGCAGAAACAAUGACUCAUAUAUAAACACACUGACCCAUACAUAAUUACACUGCACACUGAUACACACCGACACUGACCCAUACACAGAAACACACACUGCCACUCACUAAUACUGACCCACACUGCACACUGACCCAUACACACACUGACACUAACACUGACCCAUACACACACACACUGCACACUAACACUGACCCAUACACACACACACACUGCACACUAACACUGACCCAUACAGAAUCACACUGCACAUCGACACUCACCAACACUGACCCAUACACACACACAUACUACACACUGACACUCACUAUCAUUGACAUUAACACUGACCCACACACAUACUACACACUGACAAUCACGAACACUGACCCAUAUACCCAAAUACACUGCACACGGGCACACACUGACCCAUACACACACAAACUGCACAUUCUCUGACAGUCUCUCACAGUACAGAAUACCGGCAGCCAACACGCUAUAAAGAGCAGAAUGAGCAUGUGACAGGCUGCUGUAGGUAUUCUGUACUGUGAGAGACUGUCAGAAAAUGUGUUGUUUAUGGGGGUGGAGCUAGAAUGUUUGGGGCAGGGAAAGGCAAGGUUAGUUGUAGGAGGGGCAGAGUUACCGGUUUGUGAGAGAGCAAAGGCGGGGUAACAUCCGUAGCCCCAAUGCUUUGAUGAAAGCAUUUUAUCUGGCUGAAUUACAAGAGGAGGGCUGCAGCAGUGAGGGGAGGGCACCAGCAGCUCUGUCACAGGCAGAGGCGAGGUCUCUGUAUUCUCCAUGAGUAAACAUUGACAGCUUCAUCUCAUGACUGCAUUACAGCCCCUGCGGGCGCCCCUUCUCACACAGCGCCCUAAGCAACUGCCUAGUCUGCCUAUAGGUAACGCCGGCCCUAAACUUCCCCCCCCCCCUCAGUGAGCUUUGACAUGUUCAAUUCCCAGGAAUUGUAGUGGCGAGACACGAUGUCCCAUUUCCUUGAAAUGUCUGGCUACAGACUAUGUCAUAAGUUGAUUCCUAACGGUACGUUUGUGCUCCCCUAUGUGUAUAGGCAAAAGCCUUGUGGUCUGUCCAACAAAUCCUUUGCCACAAGGACAUUUGAUCAAAUACACCACAUAAUCUGAUUGGCAAUUUCUAACUCAAUCUUGGAACCCAAAGUCAAAUGUAAAAAAUAAUUGGUCUUAAUAACAUUAUUACAGUUCUCACACCUAGCACAUUUAAACAUCACCUUGGGGGGUGCCAUCCACGAGUACAGUUUUAUUUUCACUGGCAUAUAGGAGAUCAUUCCUAAGGCUUUAAGCCUUUUUAAAAGCCAUUAUCGGAACUGCUCCAAAUGUCUCCUGUAAAUCAGCAUCCCCACUUAGUAGGUGCCAUUGUCUCUUGAUUAUUUGUGUUAUUUGGUUGGAUUUGGUUGAAACUGUGUGAACAUAAGGUAUACGCUUAGGUUGUUGUCCACCCUGUAUUAGUGUGGAUGUGACCCUUCCCUUUGCAUUCUGUAGUACACUCCAGGGAUAACCCCUAGCCUCAACAUUUCUCAUGAAACAUUUGACCAAAGGGUGGAUGGAAUGAUGAGAAAUUUUGAGGCUAAGGGUUAUCCCAUUGAUUUAUUUUUAAUAGCUCGUAUAAUAAUUGAUAAUAUGCAUCAUCAAUGUCAAUUUUAUCUAACCUUAAGUGCAUUGAGUAGCUGAGAGCACGGAGUGUACCUGCUCCCAGCACUCUCAGCCGAUUGCCUCCAUCAUAGUUGGUUGACAUUGAUAACUUGGAAGUAUGAAUUCCACAUUAUCAUGCAGUCGAGGUUGGUAGAAUUCCAUUUUAUGUCAAACUGUUCCCAAUCGAAAGGUAUCAACGCAGUGCAUUCUAUUAAUCUAACCACUUAGAAUUUUUAUAAUGUUAUUGGAGAUGAUUACAUGUCUUUCCAUUAACCAAUAUAUAAUUUCUUAUAUAAGAAUACAUUUUUUUUUCUUAUUAAUAGGGUCGCUGCCUGAAGUAAAAUGUCGAAAUGUAAAUCCACCAGCAUUGGGGGAGACAGCAACGCUAAUAUGUGAAUUCUCAUCGUCACUAGAUGUCCUGCAAGUAACAUGGCAGGUGGACAAAGAUCAGAAACCACAAACCAUUGCAACCUACAGCAAAAAGUAUGGGGUGAAAAUUGUGAACUCUGGUGGUAACUAUAAUCUUAUUAGUCACAAAGAAUCGAACAUAUCAACCAUCACUAUCUCGGACUUGAAAAAACAAGAUGAAGCCUGUUAUGUUUGUAUCUUCAAUGCAUUUCCUCAUGGAGCCUACAAAAGCGAGAUUUGCCUGACGUUUCCCAAUGAGUCAGGUACGCACUCGCACUUAGUUUUUAUACAAAGCGGAAUUGCCCCUUCCUAAGAUUUGUAAUAUGUCUACUUAUCCCCUAUUUUUUUAUAUUUUUGUUAAGUAUGAAAAAUUAAAAGGACACAUGCCGCUGCAGUGUUUAUAGUGCAAAUACCAUUUCUCUGCAACCUUUUUUUUUUUAAAAAGGUUUGAUUCUGGAGAUAAACCUACAUACCUCAUACAGCCGCGUACCUAGGCUGCCAGCCAGCUUUGUAGCUGGUAAUAUCAUUUUUUGUGUGCAACUUUUGAAUCUGGGUGUGUUAACCUAACGCAGGGCUGACGGCGGGAGAGUGGGGCAGAUCGGGCUGAAACCCUAAUACUUCUCCAGACUGCCAUCUAAGCUCUCUAAUCGUUCUAGGGCUAUCCUUUCCAACUGCACUUCUCUUUUACUUCCCAUAACUGUGUAUCUGUGAGUAUGUGCAACAGUGUGUGUCUGUAUGUGUAACAGUUUGUCAAGCUAACAAAAGAAGAGAUGCUUGCCUUAAGCACACCCUUUGUCAAGAUUGUUAAGAGUAGUUAAACACAAAAGAGAAGAACAAAUUCGUAAAGAAAGUUUGAGGUCUUGACACCUCUAGAGCUGGUGGCGAUAUGUUAUCUAAGAAUGGUGCAGUGCAUGGACCAGAUGACCACCCGGUUAGUAGGAAUACCUUGUACUAUAUUAGAGCUAAACACCGCCCCCUCUAAAUAUCUUCUGUUAUCUUCCACUCUCAUUCCCUCCCAUUCUAUACUUCUUCCUUUGUUGGUUCUCACUCUGUCUAGUGGAAUUCUUACACUCACAUUAUGUUUAGCAUCGUAAACUCACAAUGUUUCCAGCAUCCCACUAUUCGCUCUCUUUCCCGCACUAGCUCUCAUAUUGUCUGUAUCUUGUUUACAUUCAGUCUCAUCCUAUCCCCCAAAUUGUGGCUCUUACCUGAUUGAAGUGUCACCUACUACCACGUGUGUCUCCAAUAACCCCCUUCUUGUUCCUCUUACUCUCUCGCACUUCUCUUCUCUGUAUUGUGUCCUCUCAGACUGCUGUAGAGGACCGUCAUUAUCCCCUAGCCAAUCUGUGAAAGCAGCUCUGGAUAAGGCAGACCGUCUACCGCAGUCUGAGAGGCCACGCUAUACAGCGUGACAGUUAAGUAUGCCACGGAUCGCAGUAUCUUUCUUGUCCUUUUACAAACACUCUUUUUAGAAUCUAUCCACUCUCUCUCUAGGAAUAUGGCACUCACAUUGUCUCUGUCACUCAGAAAGUACAGAGAGCAGGGGAAAAUGGGAGGGUACACCUACUGAAUAAUUACCAUCUUAUUUUACAGCUUUUAUCCCCUGCGCAUGUAACAGUAUUAUUAUAAACAUGUAGCCCAGAGGGUUCCGUUAUUAUAGUAACCUUGUAUGAUAAACGAAUAAACUCGCAUAUCACGAGGCUCUAACACACACUAUUAUCCUGCGCCCUUGUAUAUAUGUUGGUUUGUUUUAAUAUCUAUACACUUUAUAUCUCACGUUCUUCUGUUUACCCCUUAGGCAAAGUGCAAAACAUAGAGUCCAGCAGAGAGAAGCAACAACAGUUUGAUAAAAUAUUCAAAGACAACAAAUCUACAAAGAAUGGUACAUUUACUAUUAUUUAUAUAGCACAAAGAUAUCUUGCAGCUCUUUAAAAUAGGAAAACAAGACAAAACAUGUUUGAAAUAUGGGAACAGUAGGCGAAGAGGGCCUACAUGAAAGUCUACAUGAGCUUACAAUCUGAAAGUAUUUCUGUUUGUAGAAUGUGAGGUGGCUCUUGCAGCGUCUAACCCUCCUGGUAUGUGUUAUUUGAAAUAAAACAAUCCGGUGUUAUUGCACUUCAGAAUUAGGGUUUUCUUUUCCUAUGUUUGAACUGAUGAACUAGUUGUGAUCAGAAUUACAUCUGAUGGCAUGUUAAUACUACAAUUAAUCCAUCAAUGAGUGAUUGACUCUGUCAGCUUCACCCACACCAUCAAGCGGGAGAACCACUCAGAGGAGGGUUCACCUGCUUAGCAGUCAAUAUAUUUAGAUUAUACACUGCAAUGCCAUCGGCACAGUAAUUUAUCUUUAGGAAUGACUGACAGGUGAAAUAAUUAUUUUAUUUAGAUUUUUUUAUUUUUCUAUUUAUUUUUUACUAAAUAGCUAUACAUUUGCCAGCAAUUCUGUUGGCACAACUCAAACAAAACUUGAUUACUUUUUGAUUUAGCUAAACAUGUACUUUUGGCAGGCAUGAUUUAAAGUCUGUGUUCCAGGGUGGAAUCGAUGAACAAAUACAAUUUUAAAACAUUAUCAUUUGAGUUAUUUUUCUAGAUGUGACUCGCUGUAAAGUCACGUGUUCCUCUGGCGACAGAAAUAUUAUUGAUAUCGAUGUGAAACCUGAAGAAAUAAUAGACGAGGAGCCAGAAGAACUGACGGAAAACGAUGCAGAUAGGAAAGUAAUUUAUAAACGUAAAUUCACGUGUGAAGAACCUGGAAUAAGACCAUCCUGUACUUUUCACACACAGAAGCUCAGCAGAAGGAAGAGAGCUCUUUCAGGUACACCCUGGGGGAGCUGCCGAAUUAUAAUUUUUCAAGUAUUUAGAUGUGUUGGAUGCUGUUUAUACUCCACCCACAAUUAAAAAUCCCCCUUCGGGAAAAAGCAGAUUCACCUGAUGGAAAAUUGAACACUGAUUAUAUACAGAUAGCCCAGGGAGAUGUUUGAUGGAUUUGUUGCCAAUUGGCAAGUGUAAAGUUAACUUUUUAUGCAUAUUUGCAGACUGCAAUGUCAUUGUGGUUGAGAUGCACAGUUUUAGACAACUUCCUUUGGCUCUCUGCAAUAAAGUGCUUAGUUCAUUGGCUAAAAACGCCAGCUGAUCGCUCUCAGCCUAUGGGUUAACCUCUGCAUUCCUGGACCUGGCUUAGGAGAGCUAACAGAUGUUCCUGUUAAGGAAAGUCCAGAUUUUCUGAGAUUUUAGAGGGCUGGUUAGGGGCACCUGGCAGAUCCCAGAUAAGGACGUUAAAGCAUUUAAAAAUGGUUUGAGUCUUUACAGUGGGGCAGGGCCAGGGCAUUCCUGGCACAAUAACCAUUACAGAAAGCUAUAGUGGUUAUAGUGCCUGCAGUGUAUGUUUAAAGACCGUACCACCAACUUACCCUAAACAAUACUUUCUUUGUAUCAUGUAAAUUUCCUUGUCAGAUUGUAUUAGAAUACUCAUAUCUCAUACAUUGCCACACACACCAUAUCAAACAUGACAUAUGUUAAAAUACUUUUAAAGCACUUUUUUCUGUAUAUUUAUUAAUCAGCCAUCAGUUAGCUAAAUUGUGUAGAUUUUUUUUGUUUUUUCGUAUACAGCGAACUAAAAAUUUAGAGAACAAUGCGAAGACCUCUGUGUGACGAAGAGAAAAUACUUAAUAAAACCGCUUGUUUAAUACACAUUCAUAUUGAUAAUAAAACUCUAAUCUUGUAUUUCUGCAGAUGAGGAGGAUGGCAAAACUAUAUUUGCUAAUUGUUCUGUUACUGGAAAAGCACCUAAAAUUAUCUGGGAAAAUGAAGGAAGCCCAGUUAGUACAAUGGAAUAUGAACUUAAAAAAGAUGGCAUUGUAACAGUUACCAGUGCUCGCGGGUAUUUACAAUCUUCUCUUCAUGAUCAGGAAAUAAAAUUAACAUGUGUUAUCACCAGCAAGAAUAAUAAAGGUGAGUUAAUGGCAUUUAAUAUUAGAACUUUAUUAAAAGGGGAACUGUCACUUUCCCAGAAUUUUUAUGUUUACUCAUUCUUGUCUUUAACAAAUGCCUCUUUGUCCUCCAUCUAGAUGCCUCUAUGUUAGCCAUCUGUCUUUUAAAUAUAUACAUAUAUGAGAAAAUAAGGGUUUGGCUGCACUCACCUACACAUGCUAAAUUAGGGUGCUGCUGGGGGCCAAUAAGUACAGUAAAAAUGAAAUUCCAGCGCACUCGCUUUUCUACUAAACAGUCAUUUUAAUGUAAAUGAGCUUCUCACUUGGGGAAAUCCUUCCAUCUCGAGGUCUCCCCCAAGUGAGUGAUUUCCCCAAGCGAGAAGCUCAUUUAGCAGACAGAGUAGGACCUGCCAAAGAUGGGGUACAUUGGCGUUGUGGCAGGCUUAUGCAAUGUAUGAUCAUAUACUGUAACUAAACCCCCAUUAUAUUUUUUUGCCUAGAUUAGGUGUUUUUAAUAAAACUGAAAAUUGUUCAGCAUUAAAAUGACUGUUUAGUAGAUAAGCGAGUGCGCUGGAAUUUCAUUUUUAUUAGCCAUCUGUCUAUUACACCUGCAUAGAGAAAGUAUACAGAGAAGAGGAGGAAUGGAACAAUGUUUCUAUUCCCUUCAUUUGCAAUGCUUGCCCUGGCUUUGCCUUUUCUGAACUGGAUUAGAAUAUCAGAGGACGCUUGGCUAAACUAGUGUCAAGCAAUUGGUUGAUGGUGGCAGAAUAAUGGGCCUAACCCAAUACUCAUCAAUAAAUAUAUACAACCGUGUGCCGGGCAAAAAAUGGCUUAUAUAAAAACAUCACUUUGUUAAUUCUACCUAAAAUCAUCAACUUAAAAGAAAGCAAAGUAAAAUGUAUCUGUGAUUAAAAUAGAGUAAUCUGUGGAAUGUGAGAAAAACACCAAGUCUGAAUUUCAGAAAACUGUCUAAUAGGAUAAGGUAACUAAAUACAUUGGCUACAUAACUUGCCCAGCUAUGUUGAUAAUAUAGCGAAGGUGAAAUCUCAGAAUACGGACUACUGGGAUAAGGUAAUUAGAUAACAGGGUAAUGGGGUGAGGGAGUAAUGACUGGAAUCGGGUAAGGGUAGAAAACAUGCAGACGUAAUAGGAGCAUUCUUGCCCCGUUAGAACCCUGUAAUGGCCUAAAUAUUGCCCUGUCUGGAGGUAGCCCCUCUUGCUGCAUUAGUAAGCUGACAAAUAAACGAAAGCAUUGUUAUCAUAGAGACCAACACCACUAAGUCCCUCUAUAGUCCCCCGAGAAGCCCCUCACAACACCCUCAUUAUGUGAACUAUGAAAAAUAAAAUAUUAAAUAGGUUUGACGUGCAUUUUGGCGUGAACAAGUGCCUUUAUCGGGAAAUAUACAGAGUCAGGGACUUGUUAUGCACUUCACAUAAGAGUAUAAAUUCUAGGGAAGUGACAGUUCCCCUUUAAUCCCUGACAAACUACUAUAUACAAGUUAAAAAGAAUUGCCACCCCCCACAUUUAGCACCCAGACUGCUUGUUCUCAACGAAGUGGUCUUGGUGCAGUGUCGCUGUCCUCUUAACCCUCAGUUAUAAAAUAUUGCAGGUUUUGAUGUUUACAUUGAAGGGUUAAGUCCACCACUAAUGACUGUCAGUGCUGGAAUAACAAAGUUAAGGGGAAAAAAGUAUUUAACCCUGUGUAUGCCAAAUACGGGGAGGCAACUUAAUACCACUAGGGACAGGGACACUAUAAUGUUAGAAAUACUGAUUUGUAUUCCUAACAUUAUAGUGAUUAUUAUUAUUAUUAUUAUACCCAAAUUUGCCCCUUCUUGUCUGAUCCAGUGUUUUUCACUCUGCAAGGCUCCAUUUGAUUUGAUUCAAGUUAUUCCCAAUAUGAGAUUCAUUUGGGAAUUAAAGGAAUCCAUUUGGCUCAGUCUGGUUAGUUUUAGUUGAUUCUGAACACAGUGAACUUCCUUAGAGGAAUUUUAUCAACCAAAUAUUAGAAAAAUUUGUACAACAAAGGCAGAUGAAUGUUCUUUAGCAUAUUUGGCAUUUUGUGAUUCGAUAUCCAGACGUACAUACAGAUACAUUUUGAUACACUCCAUGUCCUGUGGCACAAGGAAGCCCUCUCCAGUUACCAUGAUCAUACAACUUCUUACCCCCUCUUAAUGCUUGUGUAUCUCUUAGCACCUACCAUUACCCUCUAUUAUCUUUUAUCCGCCAUUUUUUUGUGUCUCUUAUUCUUCCAAUCCCAGCCCAUCAAUACGUUGAGCAGCGUGAUCUCAUAGGACUGUGUUAGAGAAUUGCCAUUUUCCUCUGCUCAGUUCAAAAGGGAGCUGUUAGCAGCGUACAGAGUGGAAGAGGAAUGAUAUUCAUUGUUAGUACAGCUUCCUAUCAGGCCAGGAGGAGGAUUAAUGGAACAUUGUAAUUUCCUAUAUAUACAGUAUAUGUGUCCAGAAGAGUGCAGUUCUAAGAUACUGAGCAGACUCCCAGAGAGGACCCGAGAAUGAGGAAUAUAUACCACCCAGGAGGGGUGAGAAAAUAAAGUGUAUGUGUGUGUGUGUGUGUGUGUGUAUAUAUAUAUAUAUAUUUUUUUUUUUAUAUAUAUAUAUAUAUAUAUACAUAUAUAUAUAUAUAGUUAUAUUUAAAUGUAUUUAUUUUUAUUUAAUUCCUCCCAUAAAGAACGGAAUAUUUAAUUAUUGAAAUCAGGACAUGACCAGCAUUAAUCCUCUUGGUUUUUUUCAGGUGAGCAAUCCAGAAAUAUACCAACAUAUCUGUUAGUGGUAAUAACAGCAAUAACAAUAGCAUCUGUAGUAGGAUCUGUGUAUUUAUAUACCCAGAGAAAUAAAAAGUAAGUAACAAAGUUAAAGAAGCACACUAAACAUCAUAGACAUUAAAGUGUACUGUAUCAGUUAUUAAUAUUCUUAUUGGUAUUUAUAUUGCGCAACUCAUUCCACAGCUAUUUCCAAUAUGUUUCCUGACAUUGUCACACAGGAAGGAGCUGAUCUGUUUGAGAAUGGUUUGACUCUCAGUUGGUGCCCGAGCUGCUUCUGAUCGUCACAAUGCAGCUAAAAGUGACAGUUCUCAUUCUGCUUUAACCUAGUCAAUUUUGUCCAAAGUUUUUGGGUACUCAUCGGAAAAAUCUCCAACUCUUUCUUUUUAUUUUACUUAAUUCAGCUUAGUCAUUUGUCCCAAAUCAGCAAUUUCCUUCUUCAUUUUUCAUAAUUCAAAGUAUAACUUUGGUCUAGAGUCAAUAAACCCAAUGCUCCGUGAUCAGGUCAAUUCCAUCUCCUCAUUCAAUCUCAGUUUCUUCUAAAGUGCAUUAAAAGGCAUGUUUGGUUAAAGAUAGAAAUAUAGUGCAACGUUGGGAAAAUAAAUAUUUUAGUUUAAGAGAGAAAUUUUAGUAAAUAUAUAUAGCAAAUGCUGAUAAGCUCUUGUAGAUAUUUAUCAUAAACAUUGAGCACAUGGAGAGAGUUGCAUACUUUGUUGAAGGCCAGUCUGUUCAUUUUAGGUGAUUGGGGACAUUACAACUCAGAAGUUAAUAUGGAAAUUGAAAAGUUUAACUAAACAGAAGACGUGAUAAUAAUGAGAAAUCACACAUUCUUUGAAUGCACAUGCUUUGUCAAAAUGUUAUAUAAAAGGCUACAAAUACUCUAUUUACUAAGAGAAUUCAAAGAAGAGCCAUAUGGAACUUACACAGAACAACCAGGGCCCACAUACCUAGAGGGAAUACAUAUCUGGUGACCAUUAUUGAUUUCCACUCCCCAUCAUGACUUGUCCAUAAAUCCCAAAUAUGAACUGAUGGAGAUGCUUCAAAAUGGCUUUGCCUCACAGUUAGACGAUUCAGUAUGUUUUAAUCAGUAAUCACUAUCCAAACACAACCUUAUGGGCUUACUACAUUUCCUCUUAUCCAGGCUUUUGAGUUAGCAUUUUAAUCAUGUAUGGAAAAUAGAAUACGUUGAGUUUUGUGUAAACGAAAAGUGGAUUUUAAUUUCCCCACAUUUUCAGAUUAAGAGAAAAAUGCUUUUGGGUGGUUAAAAAUGAGUCUAGCUUUAAAUUAAAGGGACACUUUAGUCACCAGAACACCUACAUCUUAUUGUAUUUGUUCUUGUGAGUAUAAGCAUUCCCAUUCAGAUAAAAAGCAGUGUUUACUUGGCCCCCUAGGGAUACCUCCAGUGGUCACUCCUUAGAUGGCUGCUAGAGGUGCUUCCUGGGGCAGUAGUGCUGCUUCCCGGGGCAGUGCUCCUCUCUCUGCAUGGAGACAAUGAAUUUUCCUCAUAGAGAUGCAUUGAAUCAAAGCAUCUCUAUGAGGAGGUGCUUUUAGGCCAAAACAGUGUUAGGCCCCCACCUCCUUGUUUAUUUCAGCCAAACCAAUGCUUUCCUAUAGGGAAAGCAUUGGAUUGGCAACAAAAAUCUUAAAUUCUGAUGAUGUCACCAAGGAGUCGGAUUGGGGGUGGGGCCAGUGCCGGCUGACCUGUGCAGCGCUGGAAAUAAGGUGAGUUUUAACCCCUACUAAGUGGGGAGGCAAGCCACCUAAAUAGUAUUUUUAACACUAUAGGGUCAGGAAUACAUGUUUGGGUUUCUGAGCCUAUAGUGUUCCUUUAAAAGGAUGAGAUCCAGUGUGAAUGUCACUGCCAUGCUGGUCCGGUGUAUUUCUGCAAGGUUACAUAUCUUGCUCUGUAAGUCAGAAUGCCUUUAAAAAAUGUCCAACAGUGAUGUUUGUCUGAAAAGAAAUGUACAAAACAUGUGAAAUGUGACACGUUUUGUAACUUAUGUAACCUAUUUUUUCUUUCUUUUUAUUAGACAGUCUCUGAAAUCAAAGGAGCCACAUUCUAAGGAAUUAUUAAGCCAUAAAGAUACAGUAAAUCAAGAUAAUGUGCAUCAUGAUUCAAUUCAUCAAACCCCAGACACCAGGAAAUGUGGAGUAAGUACUUAAAGAGCCACUCCAGGCUUCCACACACGUUACAGUUAGUUAUAUCAGGUGGGUUUAUAUUAUUAAAGGAAUACUCCAGGCUCACACACACGUUAGGGGCACUGUGUAGAUUAGAUUACAGUUAGUUACACUGUGUAGGUUUAUAUUAUUAAAGGGACACUCCAGGCUCACACACACGUUAGGUGCAUUGUGUAGGUUAGGUUACAGUUAGUUAUACUGGGUGGGUUUAUAUUAUUAAAGGGACAGUCCAGGCUCCCACACAUGUUAGGUGCACUGUGUAUGUUAGAUUACAGUUAGUUACAGUUAGUUACACUGUGUAGGUUUAUAUUAUUAAAGGGACACUCCAGGCUCCCACACACGUUAGAUGCACUCUGUAGGUUAGGUUACAGUUAGUUAUACUGGGUGGGUUUAUAUAAAUAAAGACACACUCCAGGCUCCCACACACGUUAGGUGCACUGUGUAGGUUACGUUACAGUUAGUUAUACUGGGUGGGUUUAUAUUAAUAAAGGGACACUCCAGGCUCCCACACACGUUAGAUGCACUGUGUAGGUUACGUUACAGUUAGUUAUACUGGGUGGGUUUAUAUUAAUAAAGGGACACUCCAGGCUCCCACACAUAUUAGCAUGCCUGUGAACAGCUCCACAAACAGCAGGAUCAUCUUAAUUUCAUGGUCCUGCACUUUAUUUGAUGCUCUCAACACAUUGUUUUGAUAGCACUAGGACUGUGCAGAGAGUGCUUAAGGCAUUCUCUGUGCACAAUCUGCCCUCAGAUGCAAGGCAAGCUGACUCAUACUCAUCAACUCUCCAGGCAGUAAGGACACCACCUUUGGGAAUCACCAGUGUUCCAAGUGGAGUUACUGGCAUGCAUCUUUAAACCCAUUAUCUCUUCCAAUGCUUCCAGUGUUGGAAGAUAUGUAUUAAAUGUAAUAGAUGUUACAGCGAAUUAUGCUGGGUUGGUCAUUUAUUAUUUUUUAUUUUGCACUAUACCCACCUUUCUGCGCUAGAAGAAUAAGAAGGUGUGGGCAAUGCUUUGAAUCAACAAUAAUUCUUUAUCAAGCCAAUGGCUUGUUACAAAAUGGUGCCUUUUCAAUUCCAAUAAAAGUCUGCUCGGAAUGACCCUCAUGUGCCCGGAACCUUUUUCUCUUUUACUUCUAUGGGUGGGGCACCUUGUGAAUACUCCAUAAUAAUAUCUGUCUACAUAACCCACGUUCCACAACUUGGAGUAUUUCCCAUUAUAAGCAUUUUAUACUUGAGUUUAGUUUGCUCAGUAUUUAAUAAACUGAGCUUCUUAUUUUCCUCUUCAUAUUUGAACAUAUAUAAUCACAUGGAUUUCAAGAUCAGAGACAAGAUGGGUUUUCUUCAGGGAGGUCAUGCCAAACUAAUCUUAUAAAAAAAAAAUUGGAUUUGGUUACUAAAAUAAUAAAUCAGGGUGUUGCAGUAGACAUUGCUUAACUAGAUUUCAGUAAGGCUUUUGACACUGUUGCACAUAGAAGGCUUAUCAAUAAACUGCAAUCUUUAAGUUUGGAUUCCAAUAUUGUUGAAUGGGUUUGGCAGUGGCUGAAUUGCUAGCAGAAUGCUUGGUUGUAUAGGGAGAGGUAUUAGCAGUAGAAAGAGGGAAGUGCUCAUGCCAUUGUACAGAACACUGGUGAGACCUCAUUUGGAGUAUUGUACACAGUACUGGAGACCGUAUCUUCAGAAGGAUAUUGAUACCUUAGAGAGAGUUCAGAGAAGGGCUACUAAACUGGUUCAUGGAUUUCAGGAUAAAACUUACCAGGAAAGGUUAAAGGAUCUUAACAUGUAUAGCUUGGAGGAAAGACGAGACAGGGGGGAUAUGAUAGAAACAUUUAAAUACAUAAAGGGAAUCAACACAGUAAAGGAGGAGACUAUAUUUAAAAGAAGAAAAACUACCACAACAAGAGGACAUAGUCUUAAAUUAGAGGGGCUAAGGUUUAAAAAUAAUAUCAGGAAGUAUUACUUUACUGAAAGGGUAGUGGAUGCAUGGAAUAGCCUUCCAGCUGAAGUGGUAGAGGUUAACACAGUAAAGCAGUUUAAGCAUGCGUGGGAUAGGCAUAAGGCUAUCCUAACUAUAAGAUAAGACUAGGGACUAAUGAAAGAAUUUAGAAAAUUGGGCAGACUAGAUGGGCCGAAUGGUUCUUAUCUGCCGUCACAUUCUAUGUUUCUAUGUUACCUGUAGCAUUUUGUAAAUGUCUUAUAUACUGUUAAAUAAAUAAUAAUAUUGUAAAGCGCUGUGGAAUAUGUUGGCGCUAUAUAAAUAAUGAUGAUAAUAAUAAUAUGUCCUCAUAUGUAAAGUUAAAUCAAUAGAAACUUCUCUAGUUCCUGAUAAUGAUUAUUAGAAUAGUACAUAGAAUCUAUUUCAUAUACCUUUUUAUGUAAUGGUGUGUCUUACUAAUGAAAAACAGUUAGAUCAACACUCUCAUAUAGAUGUCGAUUUUUACACAUCACAUCUGUUAUUGUUUUGUUUUUUUGUAUUGUUAUUUUCUCAAGGAUUUUAUUUCAUAUUUCAUUUGAUUUUUUUUUUUUCAGACUCACGAAUCAACUCCAGGAACGUCUGUGUUAAAAAGGAGCAUUUAUUCAGACAGGAAAAAAAAAAAAUCUAAACUUGCAAGACCACUCUUCCCAACAGAAGAUGGGUCAUCUUGUGAGAAGUCUUGAAUACUGGAUUCCUUAAAAGGACAAUCCAUGCACUAAAAUAACUUAAUCUAAAUGAAGUUGUUAUGGUGCUAGGAGGCCCCUGGCAACAAUCUUACCUGAAGGGGUUAAACCGUUCUUGUAAAGUGCUAGGGUGGCAUCUGGCUUCAACAAUUUUACAUUCUGGAAGUGCGCUGAUUUGCUGAGAGUGGUCAGGUGACGAUCAGUGACCCCCCAUUCACCCUCCAAAUCUGGCCUGGAAAUCAGUUUUAUGAAUAGGGAAUCACUGAUUGGCUGACAGUGUCACCUGACCGCUCUCAGCAAAUCAGCGGAGCACCUGCCAGGUGGCACUCCGUGCUUCCGGAAUCUGAAACUACUGAAGCCGGGAGGAGUGGGCAUCGCCACUGGAUGCAACUUUGGGGAUAAGCCGUUCGAGUAUGGUUUCACCCCUUCUGGUAAGAGUGUCUCCGGGGGGGCCUACUGGCACCAUAACAGCUUAAUUUAGAUGAAGUUAUUUUGGUGCCUGGAGUGUCCCUUUAAUGUUCCAAAAAUGAAGGAACCUCCGUUGCCAUAAUCAAAUCAUGCUGUGAUACAUAUGAGGCAAAAAAAAAAAAUACUAAAAAGAAUAUAAUUUCUGGAACUGAAAAAACUCUCUGCCAUGGAUAGCGUCAGCACAUGAAUACCUCAUGGCCAGGCUUACACAGUAAUGGAACACUUGACAAGAUUUUCACUACAGUAAUAAAAAGGUGCACAAUAUUAAUCAAUAUUAACUAUUAUCCCAAUUGAGUGUUCCUCAAAGUGUUGGGGGAAUAUGGGGAACAAUGGAUGUUAUGCCAACUAUGUUUACAGAAAUUCACCCAAGCUUAAAAACAUAGCAGACCUUCAUACAAGCAGUUGUAGAAGUGCCAAAAUAUAAUUAAGUAUUAAUCCACCAUUACCAAAGGGUUUUGUUUUUUUCUUGAACUGUGUCCAUGUGAGGUGUAUUUUGAAUAAUAAUGUGUAAGUUUAUUGUUAAUUCACUACAAGAUAAGUCACUACAGCAUGUGUUUUCUAUUUAAUUAUGUGUUAAACUGGAAUGUAUUUUUGUAUUAUAAAUUACUCUGUC
Molecule: messenger RNA, 76062 nt
Organism: Pelobates cultripes (western spadefoot toad)
Lineage: Eukaryota; Metazoa; Chordata; Amphibia; Anura; Pelobatidae
Source: the annotation of a GenBank genome assembly